This is a messenger RNA of Coregonus sp. 'balchen', 51866 nucleotides long. NCBI's taxonomy places the organism in Eukaryota, Metazoa, Chordata, Actinopteri, Salmoniformes, Salmonidae. The record is from the annotation of a GenBank genome assembly.
AUGUUCAACUGCAGAGGGUACAACCUUGUCUUGGGCAUCCAGUGUAAUGGUACGGGUAUGUGUUCGUCAUAGUCACGUGUGGACGGCUUCUCUUCGAGGAAUUGUAUACUGUUAAUACGUUGGCUGGCCAUCCUCCUCCAUCCCCCCCUCCACUCCUCCAUCAAAGUGGUUACAACAAGGGAUCACAUGCUACAUCAUUUGAUAAACCUAAUGUGCACACAAGCAGAGCACCAGGAGACCACAAAAGAGCCCUUGUGAGUGAACUGCAUAAAAAGAGGCAAGCAAGGAUUCAGAUUUACAUGCAAUGUAACGUGCUUUUGCAGAGUUGUACAUUUCUCUUUUAGGAUAACUGACUUUCUGGUAAUCCAUUAUCAACUGAUAAUUUCAUGGAACUCUAAAUUGUUCCAGGAAUCAUUUUGAAGGAAAGGAAUGUAGUGUUGUGAGGCUGGGUUAAAAGCCACAAUCCUAGUCACGUGGUAAAAAAAAAAAAGUUAAACACUUCAUUCAUCUAAGUUUGAACGAACAGCCACACCCCCUCUCCUCCCCACUUCCUCUGGUCAACCUCUCUUUUCCUCUCCUCACCUCAGGACUUGUGGCUAGUUAGUCUCAUUGCUCAACUAUGCAGUAGAGGAUUAGCUAGCUGGAGCAGAGAAGCAGAGAUUGGGCUGUUUGUCAUUGACAGGAGGCUGAGAGCUACACCCAUCCACCCUCAGUCUCCCCCAGUAGAUAUGACCCUGCUCACAGAGGACCAACCCCAGCCAUGCAGGCUCCCGGAGCCCGGGACACGCACCACAGGUCUGGACCAUUACUCAGUGGAGAGUGUGGACUCUGGAGAGUCUACGAAGGAGGACUACUUGGACAGUAUGGAGCCCGUUGUAUUUGGGGUGGUGGAGCCUCCCAGGCGCUCUCGGGGCAGGCUGCUGCUGCAUGGCAUGGUGAUGUUUGGAAGGGAAUUUUGCUAUGCAGUGGAGGCGGCCUUCGUCACGCCGGUGCUGCUCAGUGUGGGACUCCCUCAGAGUUUGUACAGCCUUGUGUGGCUGAUCAGCCCUAUCCUGGGCUUUCUUCUGCAGCCCAUCAUCGGCUCGGCCAGUGACUACUGCAGGUCCUCGUGGGGCCGACGGAGGCCCUACAUACUCUCACUGGGGAUUAUGAUGCUGAUGGGUCUAACCUUGUUUCUCAAUGGAGAUGCAGUCGUAUCAGGUGAGAGCCCAUGGCUAUCAGGCAUACUGUUCUAGAACUAGUCUUUGUUAAUAGUUGUUAUGGAGUUGGGCAGCUUGGGUAUGAGAAACCAAAAUACUUUUAGGGCUCAUAUUUCCAUGUCUAUCUCAAAUAACUUUUUGUCCCUGUAACAUACGUAAUAUAUUUAAUUUAAACUUUCGCUUAAUGGGCUGUUUCAAUGUUGAUAGAAAAUGUACAGUCACAUCUGAAAUUAUUGGCACCCUUGAUUAAGUUGAGCAAAAAAUACUGUGUAUGAAAUAAAUAAUACAAAUACUGAGCUAUAUUGUAUGCUAAAAAAAAAUGGAGAAAUUAUAUUAUUUUAUACUAAUACAUUUGCUCAGAGAAAAAUAUUUUGUUUAAAUGAAAAUUCCACCCAAAAACGAUCUUUUAGGUAUUUGUUUCAUUAGUCCAUUGUUGUCAUAGUCCCAAAAUGUUUUGCUUGUCAGCAAUCAAGUUGUCAAGAUACAGUAUGUAACUUAAAAAAUACAGAAAUCAUCCCCGUAUGAUUCGUUUUGUUGGAAAGCAGAAUUUACCCGGUUUUCCGCUAGGAUUUUGCCUGUGCCUGUGCUGUUUGUCUGGCAGUUUGUGUUUCAUAACCAGUAAUGAGAGGGUUUCCUCAGUGUGUCUAGACAGAAGGUGAAAUGUGCCUGUUAUUUCCACUGGGCUGUUUCCCUUCAUCAAGUUGAUUGCACAAGAUGUUCAGCAAUUAUUCCAGAAAGCUCAAUAGCGACCUUGAACAAUAGCAAUUAUAGAAACCACCUCACUGAGUUGUGGACAAAAUCCUGAGAGGAAUUGGAGUCUCUCAACACCUGCAAAGAACAGGAAUGCAAGAGAUGGCAUAUCUUUACACCUCUGCGAAUACUGAGACGCACAUGUUUGGCCCAUACCACUUUUCAGAAACUGUAUAUAUACUGUUGUUAAUUUUCACGUCCAUGUAGACAGACUGAAUUUCCACUUCCUGAAAAGAGGUUGUUUCAUUUAUUGGGGUGAAUGGUAAGCUGGUAAGACCUGGGUCAAAUACAUAUGUCAUACUUUUAAAUACUUGAGCUGUUCUUGUGGAUUGAAAUGCAUAAACUAAAGUAGAAUACUACUGGAAAUGCAUUCACUCUGUAAGGGAUUGGAUUUCCUUUUGCAACAGUAUUGUACGUACAAUUGAAGUCGGAAGUUUACAUACACUUAGGUUGGAGUCAUUAAAACUCAUUUUUCAACCACUCCACAAAUUUCUUGUUAACAAACUAUAGUUUUGGCAAGUCGGUUAGGACAUCUACUUUGUGCAUGACACAAGUAAUUUUUCCAACAAUUGUUUACAGACAGAUUAUUUCACUUAUAAUUCACUGUAUCACAAUUCCAGUGGGUCAGAAGUUUACAUACACGAAGUUGACUGUGCCUUUAAACAGCUUGGAAAAUUCCAGAAAAUGAUGUCAUGGCUUUAGAAGCUUCUGAUAGGCUAAUUGACAUCAUUUGAGUCAAUUGGAGGUGUACCUGUGGAUGUAUUUCAAGGCCUACCUUCAAACUCAGUGCCUCUUUGCUUGACAUCAUGGGAAAAUCAAAAUAAAUCAGCCAAGACCUCCACAGGUCUGGUUCAUCCUUGGGAGCAAUUUCCAAAUGCCUGAAGGUACCACGUUCAUUUGUACAAACAAUAGUACGCAAGUAUAAACACCAUGGGACCACGCAGCCGUCAUACCUCUCAGGAAGGAGACGCGUUCUGUCUCCUAGAGAUUAACGUACUUUGGUGCGAAAAGUGCAAAUCAAUCCCAGAACAACAGCAAAGGACCUUGUGAAGAUGCUAGAAGGAACAGGUACAAAAGUAUCUAUAUCCACAGUAAAACGAGUCCUAUAUCGACAAAAAUAGAACUGUUUGGCCAUAAUGCCCAUCGUUAUGUUUGGAGGAAAAAGGGGGUACCUUGCAAGCCGAAGAACACAAUCCCAACCGUGAAGCACGGGGGUGGCAGCAUCACGCUGUGGGGGUGCUUUGCUGCAGGAGGGACUGAUGCACUUCACAAAAUAGAUGGUAUCAUAAGGAAGGAAAAUUAUGUGGAUAUGUUGAAGCAACAUCUCAAGACAUCAGUCAGGAAGUUAAAGCUUGGUCGCAAAUGGGUCUUCCAAAUGGACAAUGACCCCAAGAAUACUUCCAAAGUUGUGGCAAAAUGGCUUAAGGGCAACAAAGUCAAGGUAUUGGAGUGGCCAUCACAAAGCCCUGACCUCAAUCCUAUAGAACAUUUGUGGGCAGAACUGAAAAAGCGUGUGCGAGCAAGGAGGCCUACAAGCCUGACUGUUACACCAGCUCUGUCAGGAGGAAUGGGCCAAAAUUCACCCAACUUAUAGUGGGAAGCUUGUGGAAGACUACCCGAAAUGUUUGACCCAAGUUAAACAAUUUAAAGGCAAUGCUACCAAAUACUAAUUGAGUGUAUGUAAACUUCUGACCCACUGGGAAUGUGAUGAAAGAAAUAAAAGCUGAAGUAAGUCAAACUCUCUACUAUUAUUCUGACAUUUCACAUUCUUAAAAUAAAGUGGUGAUCCUAACUGACAUAAAACUGUCACGAUCGUCGAACACAGAGGACCAAGGCGCAGCGUGGAAUGCGAACAUACUUUUAUUUUUUAUGAUCACACGAACAAAACGAUACGUGACGUCCUUGGCAAUAGACACUAACCAAACACGGAACAAGAUCCCACAAACACUGUGGCAAAACAGGCUACCUAAGUAUGGUUCCCAAUCAGAGACAACAAGCAACAGCUGAUUCAUGUUGCCUCUGAUUGAGAACCACACCGGCCAACAUUGAAACAAAUGAACUAGAUAAACAACCUAGCACACAAAACACAUAGAAACAACCCACCCUGGCUCAACAUAAGAGUCCCAGAGCCAGCCCUCCAACAAACCCCCCAUAGCGCCCCUGGUCCGGUCUGGCCCUGCUGGCUGGAUCUGGACUGGACAUCGGUGGAGCGGAUCGCUCAGGCUCCGAUGUGGAGCAGCUAACCGGUACCUGACCAGGCACCGGUGACCCAGGCACGGGCUGUGCCGGACUGACGACGCGCACCACAGGCUUGGUGCGGGGAGCAGGAACAGGCCGGACCGGGCUGACGACACGCACCAUUGGCUUGGUGCGGGGAGCAGGAACAGGCCGGACCGGGCUGACGACGCGCACCACAGGCUUGGUGCGGGGAGCAGGGACGGGCCGAACCGGGCUGACGAAGCGCACCACUGGCUUGGUGCGGGGAGCAGGAACGGACCAAAACGGGCUGACGACGCGCACCACUGGCUUGGUGCGGGAAGCAGGAACGGGCCGGACCGGGCUGGCGACGCGCACCACUGGCUUGGUGCGAGGGGCAGGAACAGGCCGGACCGGGCUGGCGACGCGCACCACAGGCUUGGUGCAAGGGGCAGGAACAUGCCGGACCGGGCUGGCGACGCGCACCACAGGCUCGGUGCGAGGGACAGGAACAAGCCGGACCGUACUGGGGACACACCCCAGUACCUCUCGCCGUGCCUCUACAUUCUCCUUCCCCCUGGUGACCAGUGACUCCCGUAACCUGGCGGCCUCCUUUGCCAACCCGCUGAACCACUCUAUCCCGGCCUCCUGCUGCCCCGUCGUCCACGGCGUGAGCCCCCCCCUAAAAAAUGUCUGGCCAUCUCUCCUCCCCGUGGGCCAGGCCUCCAUGGCUCUCGCCAGACUCUCGCUCCUCUGCUCCCAAGUCCAGCUUCUCUCCUCCUCCCGCGGCUUGACCCAGUCGAGGUUGAUAUCCUUUAGAGCCCUCUCUGGCGUUGGCUCCUGGACACGCUGCUUGGUCCAGUUAUGGUGGGAUCUUCUGUCACGAUCGCUGGAGGAAGUGGACCAAGGCGCAGCGUGGAAUACUAACAUACUUUUAUUUUUAAUGAUCACACGAACAAAACAACAAAACGAUACGUGACGUCCAUGGCAAUAUGUCAAGAGUGCUGUAGGUGGGUGUAGUGGUGGAAUCAAGCGCAGGACACCGAAGUAUAGUCCAAAAGACUUUAGUACUAUUUCCAACAAGGAAAAUACGAGCACACUUGCCCGAAGGCGAAAUUACGCACGAAGGCGACAAAAAUAAAGGCGCACUAAACAUGUGCGAAAAUGCUCCAACGCAGUGGAGUGAAGUUCAACCGAGCGAGAAUGCAAUAAACAAGCAACACACGACAGAAAAUAAAUCAAUCACACACAACACUAGACAAACACAACGAGAAACUUAUAGGACACUAAUUACGCUAAACGAGAACAGGUGUCACAACAAACAGACAAAAGCAAACGAACAUGAAACAUACAACGGUGGCAGCUAGUAUUCCGGAGACAACGAACGCCGAAGCCUGCCCGAACAAGGAAGAGAGGCAGCCUCGGCCGAAACCGUGACAGUACCCCCCCCCUUGACGCGCGGCUCCAGACGUGCGCUGACUCCGGCCUCGGGGACGACCCGGAGGACGCGGAGCAGGGUGCGUCGGGUGCCCACGAUGGAAUUCCGUCAGGAGAGACGGGUCCAAAAUGUCUCUCCUCGGCACCCAGCACCGUUCCUCCGGACCGUACCCCUCCCACUCCACUAGAUACUGGAGACCCCCCAUCCGACGUCUCGAAUCCAAGAUGGAACUCACGGAGUACGCCGGUGCCCCCUCGAUGUCCAAUGGGGGCGGAGGAGUCUCCCUGAUCUCACUUUCUUGGAGUGGGCCAGCUACCACCGGCCUGAGAAGGGACACAUGGAACGAGGGGUUAAUACUUUUAUAUUCAACAGGUAGUUGUAAUUUGUAACACACCUCGUUCAACCUUCUCAGGACCUUAAAUGGCCCUACAAACCGCCGACCCAGUUUCCGACAGGGCAGGCGGAGGGGCAGGUUUCUGGUAGAGAGCCAGACUCGAUCACCAGGUGCGUACACCGGUCCCUCACUGCGGUGGAGAUCGGCGCUCGCCUUAUGACGUCGGAGGGCCCGCUGCAGGUGGACGUGUGCAGCGUUCCACGUCUCCUCCGAGCGCCGCGCCCACUCAUCCACCGCAGGAGCCUCGAUCUGGCUCUGCUGCCAAGGUGCCAGAACCGGCUGGUAACCCAACACACAUUGGAAAGGGGUUAGGUUAGUGGAGGAAUGGCGUAGGGAAUUCUGGGCCAUCUCGGCCCAGGGAACGUACCUUGCCCACUCCUCCGGCCGGUCCUGGCAGUAUGUUCUAAGAAACCUACCCACAUCCUGGUUCACGCGUUCCACCUGCCCAUUACUCUCCGGGUGGUAACCCGAGGUGAGGCUCACCGAGACCCCCAACCGCUCCAUAAAGGCUCUCCAGACCCUGGAGGUAAAUUGGGGACCUCGAUCAGACACAAUAUCCUCGGGUACCCCGUAGUGCCGGAACACAUGGGUGAAUAGUGCUUCGGCAGUUUGCAGGGCGGUAGGAAGGCCCGGCAUGGGGAGCAAACGACAGGCCUUAGAAAACCGGUCCACAACGACCAGUAUAGUGGUAUUCCCCUGUGAAGGAGGAAGGUCAGUAAGGAAAUCCACAGAGAGGUGAGACCAUGGUCGUUGUGGAACGGACAGGGGUAUUAACUUACCCCUAGGCAGAUGUCUAGGCGCCUUACACUGGGCGCACACCGAGCAGGAGGAAACAUAAACCCUCACAUCCCUUGCCAACGUGGGCCACCAGUACUUGGCACUAAGACAGUGCACUGUCCGGCCGAUACCAGGGUGUCCAGAGGAGGGUGACGUGUGAGCCCAAUAGAUCAAUCGAUCCCGAACCUCGAGCGGAACGUACUUCCGACCCUCCGGGCAUUGUGGUGGACUAGGGUCGGUGCGUAACGCCCGCUCGAGCUCAGCAUCGACCUCCCACACUACCGGUGCCACCAGACACGACUCCGGCAGUAUGGGAGUGGGCUCCACGGACCUCUCCUCCGUGUCAUACCGCCGAGACAGUGCAUCUGCCUUACCGUUCUGUGACCCAGGGAUGUACGUGAUCUUAAAUGUAAACCGGGUCAAAAACAUGCUCCAUCUUGCCUGACGAGGGUUCAGCCUCCUCGCUGCCCGGAUGUACUCCAGGUUACGGUGGUCCGUCAAAAUGAGGAAAGGGUGUUGAGCCCCCUCAAGCCAGUGCCUCCACACCUUUAGGGCCUGUACCACGGCUAACAGCUCCCUGUCCCCUACGUCAUAGUUUCGCUCCGCCGGACUGAGCUUCUUAGAAUAAAAAGCACAGGGGCGGAGUUUAGGUGGCGCGCCUGACCGUUGUGAAAGCACGGCUCCUAUACCGGCCUCAGACGCGUCCACCUCUACCUGAAAUGGCAAAGAGGGAUCCGGAUGCGCCAGCACCGGGGCCGAGGUAAACAGGUCCUUCAGCCUCCCAAACGCCCUGUCCGCCUCGGCAGACCACUGCAGACGCACCGGACCCCCCUUCAAAAGAGACGUGAUGGGAGCUGCCACCUGUCCAAAACCCCAGAUAAACCUCCGGUAGUAAUUCGCAAACCCCAAAAACUGCUGCACCUCCUUCACAGUAGUUGGCGUUUGCCAAUUACGCACGGCUGACACCCGGUCUACCUCCAUCUUCACCCCUGACGCAGACAACUGAUACCCCAAAAAGGAGACCGACUCCUGGAAAAACAGACACUUCUCUGCCUUAACAUACAGGUCGUGCUCCACCAGCCUCCGCAACACUCUGCGCACCAGGGCCACAUGCUCGACACGGGUAGGCGAGUACACGAGAAUGUCAUCUAUGUACACAACCACCCCCUGCCCCUGCAUGUCCCUGAAGAUCUCAUCCACGAAUGAUUGGAAAACUGACGGAGCGUUCAUCAACCCGUAUGGCAUGACAAGAUACUCGUAAUGGCCCGAGGUGGUACUAAAGGCUGUCUUCCAUUCAUCGCCCUCCCUGAUGCGCACCAAGUUGUACGCGCUCCUGAGAUCUAAUUUAGUGAAGAAACGCGCCCCAUGCAAAGACUCAGUCAUGGUCGCAAUCAGCGGGAGUGGAUAACUAUACUUCACCGUGAUCUGAUUGAGACCACGGUAAUCGAUGCACGGGCGUAAACCACCAUCCUUUUUCUUCACAAAAAAGAAACUCGAGGACGCAGGGGAAGUGGAAGGCCGUAUGUAUCCUUGUCUCAGAGAUUCGUCUAUGUAAGUCUCCAUAGCUUUCUUCUCCUCCUGAGACAGAGGAUACACAUGGCUCCGUGGAAGCGCAGCUCCUGCCUGGAGGUCUAUCGCACUGGAGGUCUAUCGCACAUCUCCCUGCCUAUGGGGCGGCAACCGCGUCGCCCUCGACUUACUAAACGCAAUAGCCAAAUCCCCAAACUCAGGGGGAACGUGCAAUGCGGGCACCUGGUUUGGACUCUCCACCGAGGUAGCCCCUACGGAAACGCCCAAACAUCGACCCACACACUGGGCAGACCACUCCAUCAGAGCCCUCUCCUGCCACGAAAUAGAUGGGUUAUGGGUACUCAACCAGGGCAUGCCCAGCACCACCGGAUACGCAGGCGAGUCAAUCAGAAAUAGCUGAAUCAUCUCCUGAUGACCCCCCUGCGCACACAUCCUAAGUGGCGCAGUGACCUCCCUGAUUAAGCCCGCACCCAACGGACGGCUAUCUAGGUCAUGAACGGGGAAAGGGACAUCAACAGGAAGAAGGGGAAUCCCUAAGGCUAAACAAAACUUCUUAUCAACAAAAUUCCCAGCCGCGCCUGAAUCUACCAGCGCCUUAUGCUGGGAAUGAGGUGCUACCUGUGGAAAACGCACAGGUAUACAGAAAUGUGCAACAGAGAGCUCUGGGUGAGUGGGGCGCCUACUCACCUGGAAGGAAUCCCCAGUGCGGGACCUGUCGUCCCUUUCCCCUAGGAGGCCAUCCCCAGCACCUAGCCGCGGUGUGUCCUCCCCGACCACAGUUGGUGCAGGAGAUGGACCCCCUCGUAAGCCGACCCCUCCUCUCUCUAGCGCCAGCGCCCCCGAGCUCCAUGGGGCACGGCUCGGAGGCGCUGGAGGGUGAAAUGGACGGACCCCCCUCGGAACGUCCGCGGGUAGCUAGCAGGUUAUCGAGCCUGAUAGACAUGUCGACCAACUGGUCGAACGUGAGGCUGGUGUCCCUACAGGCCAGCUCCCGACGGACGUCCUCGCGAAGACUACAUCUGUAGUGAUCGAUGAGAGCCCGCUCAUUCCACCCUGCAUCUGCCGCUAGAGUACGGAAUUCGAGGGCGAACUCCUGGGCACUCCUCCUCCCUUGUCGGAGGAAGAGCAGACGCUCCCCCGCCGCUUUCCCCUCCGGGGGAUGGUCAAACACCGCCCUGAAGCGGCGGGAGAACUCGUCGUAGGUGAUGGUAUCCGCGUCGAUCCUCCUCCACUCCGCGUUGGCCCAUUCCAACGCCUUCCCGGAAAGGCAGGAGAUCAGGGCGGACACGCUCUCAUGUCCCGAGGGCGCCGGGUGCACGGUGGCCAGGUAUAGCUCCACCUGGAGAAGGAAUCUCUGACACCCGGCCGCGGUCCCAUCGUAGGCCCUCGGGAGCGAGAGUCGAACUCCUCGGGGUUCCGGAGCAGGAAUGGGCUGACUGGCCGAUGGUGCUGGCAGGGAGGGUGGCGGUGGAGGAGUCCCCCAGCCUCGGAUGGUGGUGAUCACCUCCUGCAGUGCGGACCCCAUCUGCAGGAUCUGGUCACUUUGUUCCCGGACCUUGUCCUCCAGCGUCGCCUGGGCUGCUGCGGCUCCUGCUGAUUCCAUCUUGAAGGUGUGUGAUUCUGUCAAGAGUGCUGUAGGUGGGUGUAGUGGUGGAAUCAAGCGCAGGACACCGAAGUAUAGUCCAAAAGACUUUAGUACUAUUUCCAACAAGGAAAAUACGAGCACACUUGCCCGAAGGCGAAAUUAUGCACGAAGGCGACAAAAAUAAAGGCGCACUAAACAUGUGCGAAAAUGCUCCAACGCAGUGGAGUGAAGCUCAACCGAGCGAGAAUGCAAUAAACAAGCAACACACGACAGAAAAUAAAUCAAUCACACACAACACUAGACAAACACAACGAGAAACUUAUAGGACACUAAUUACGCUAAACGAGAACAGGUGUCACAACAAACAGACAAAAGCAAACGAACAUGAAACAUACAACGGUGGCAGCUAGUAUUCCGGAGACAACGAACGCCGAAGCCUGCCCGAACAAGGAAGAGAGGCAGCCUCGGCCGAAACCGUGACACAAUAGACACUAACCAAACACGGAACAAGAUCCCACAAACACUGUGGCAAAACAGGCUACCUAAGUAUGGUUCCCAAUCAGAGACAACAAGCAACAGCUGAUUCAUGUUGCCUCUGAUUGAGAACCACACCGGCCAACAUAGAAACAAAUGAACUAGAUAAACAACCUAGCACACAAAACACAUAGAAACAACCCACCCUGGCUCAACAUAACAGAGUCCCAGAGCCAGGGCGUGACAAAAACAGGGAAUUGUUACUAGGAUUAAAUGUCAGGAAUUGUGUAAAACUGAGUUAAAAUGUAUUUGACUAAGGUGUAUGUAAACUUCCGACUUCAACUGUAGAUCUGACAACCUAACCUUUUUGUUUUCAGUGAAUGCCUACAUUGUUGGUUGAUAUCCUCAAAAUAGUUUUCAGUUAUGCCAAAUUUCACCUUCUCUGUAAUAAUACUGUACAAUACAAAGUGUGACCAUUUACAGUACUUUUGUUAAGAUGAUUAUCUCCAUUCUUCAACAGUUAGUGCUAUUCGGGAUCCUUGGGAUUUCCUUACCCUAACCCUAGGGACGUCCCUACCUGUACCCUUUCCCUAUUCUUAACACUUACCAUAACCAUUUCAAAUUUGAACGUAAAUGGGGUAGGGACGUACCAAUUUAAAUGCGGUAGGGACGUACCAAUGAUCCCAGAUAGCAAGGACCGUUCUUCAACACUGUAGUAAAUAGUAAAAUGGGGAUCUGUGAUAGAAUCAUAAUACACAACCUGUGUGUUAGCUACAGUACAGUAUAUUGUGAUUUUCCUACAGUGGAUGAAACUAAGCUUUGAUAAAAUGUAUUGUAUUUCUCUGAGAUCAAAACCUAGGCCACAAUGCAUCCGACAUUCCUAACAAGACUGCAACACAACAUGCAUUUGAAUGGGAUAUCGUAGUAGGUGCCAGGCACACCGGUUUGAGUUUGAGUGUGUCAAGAACUGCAACCAUGAUGCGUUGUUCACGCUCAACUGUUUCCCGUGUGUAUCAAGAAUGGUCCACCACCCAAAGGACAUCCAGCCAACUUGACACAACUGUGGGAAGCAUUGGAGUCAACAAGGGCCAGCAUGUUUUCGACACCUUGUGGAGUCCAUGCCCCGACAAAUUGAUCUGAGGGCAAAAGGGAGUGCAACUUAAUAUUCGGAAGGUGAUCCGAAUGUUUUGUAUGUCUCAUCACAUCUGUAAAUGUCAGCUGGGCCAGUGUGUGUCUUCAAAGUAAUUACUAAGGGAAAGAUGUACCUCCUAAGGCAAAUUGAAAUUAUUCAGCUACAAUACCCCAACAAAGAACGAACACAAAGAGCAUUCAAAAGUAUCUCAGUUAUUGAAAGUGGUAUUAAUGAGUAAAGAAUCUGUGACAUAGACCGAAACCAUAUCUUGAGAUAAAGAGGUAAACUCCUGUCUUUCUCCUCUUUUGCAGCGUUAGUACAGGAUACGUCAUUGAAGAGGAUAUGGGCCAUCGUCAUAGUCAUGUUUGGAGUGGUGCUAUUUGACUUUGCAGCAGACUUCAUCGAUGGGCCAGUCAAGGCCUACCUCUUUGAUGUCUGCUCGUACAUAGACAAAGAAAGAGGACUGCACUACCACGCCCUUCUCACUGGUAAGCAAUGGCUGAUGACAUGCAGUAGCCUCCCUCUCACUUUGUCAGAACUUAGUGUUGGGUUGAUUGGCUUUGACAGUUAUGCUGUCUGGUAUGUACGAACAUAGCAAUAAGAACCUAUGACAUGUACAGAUUAAAUAUACACUGAACAAAAAUAUAAACGCAAUAUGUAAAGUGCUGGUCACAUUUUUCAUGAGCUGAAAUAAAAGAGACCAGAAAUUUUCCAUAUGCACAAAAAGCUUAUUUCUCUCAGAUUUUGCACACACAUUUGUUUACAUCCCUGUUAGUGAGCAUUUCUCCUUUGCCAAUAUAAUCCAUCCACCUGACAGGAGUGGUAUAUCAAGAAGCUGAUGAAACAGCAUGAUCAUUACACAGGUGCACAUUGUGCUGGGGAUAAUAAAAGGCCAUUCUAAAAUGUUCAUUUUUGUCACAUAACACAAUGCCACAGAUCUCUCAAGUUUUGAGGGAGCAUGCAAUUGGCAUGCUGACUGCAGGAAUAUCCACCAAAGCUGUUGUCAGAGAAUUGAUGUUAAUUUCUCUACCAUAGUAACAUGCAGACGGCCCUCAGAGCUCGCCCAGUCAGUCAGUCACUGAUUGAGUGAGGGAACAAGCAUGUGAGUAGGUAUUUGAGUGUAUUGGCAAGUGAGUAAGUGGACUCAGUUGAUGGCAAGGAAGCCGGCACAGGGUGGUGUGAGUGUGUACAGUACGCCCUAAUCCAGCAGAUACUCAGUCAUGGGUUGGAACUGAGAGAGAAGGGAGGCACAUGACCUGCUAGUCACCGUAGCUCUGGUGUGUGGAGGAAUGUGUGUGUGUGUGUGUGUGUGUGUGUGUGUGUGUGUGUGUGGACGUGUUUAACUAUACUUGUGGGAAUCAGAAGUCCCCACAAGAAUAGUAAACCAAGAAAAAUUUGACCAACUGGGGACAUUUUGUUGGUCCCCACAAGGUCAAAUGCUAUUUCUAGGGGGUUAAGGUUAGGAUUAGUGUUAGGGUUAGGAGCUAGGGUUAGGUUUUUGGGUUAGGGUUAGGGUUAGGGUGAAGGUAAGGGUACGGGUUAGGGUUAGGUUUGGGUUUAGGGAAAAUAGGAUUUUGAAUGGGACUGAAUUGUAUGUCCCCACAAGGUUAGCUGCGCAAGAUUGUGUGUGUUUUCUUUAUACAGAGAGGUUGGAUGUAAUGAUAUUUGUCUUUUGUGCUGUUCAUUAGCUUUGCAGUCACACAGCCUGAACAAAAAAUAUGCCUUGAACUUGCUUUUGACUACCCUCACAACUCACAAAACUUUAUUAACCUGUGAAUUUAGAGGUGACUAACUCGAGUCAAUUAUUGGAUAAAUGCGUGGAAAUAUACAAAUACAGAAACCACAAAAUAUUUCGUAUUGUGUUGUCCAAGAGCUUUGAAGUAUCUAUUGAUUAUUAUUUUAGAACUAGAGUUGUUUACAUCUUUAGAUGUUUUUAGAGAUUAGUGAAAUGUAUUCUGUCUGAGCAUGUGGAAUUUGUAUUUGUAUUUAUUAAGCAUCCCCAUUAGCUGCUGCCAGCAGCUAAUGGCAAUGCAUAAUAAAUACAAAUACAAAUUCCACAUACUCUUCCUGGGGUCCGGCAAAAUGAAGGCAGUUAUACAAUUUUUAAAACAUUACAAUACAUUCAUAACAGGCCCAUACCCCACUACCACAUAUCUACAACACAGAAUUCAUGUGUACUUGUGUGUAUAGUGUGUGUUAUGUGUGUGUAUGCAUGUGUCUGUGUCUGUUUGUGUUGCUUCACUGUCCCUACUGUUCUAUAAGGUGUAUUUGUAUCUUUAAAAAAAAAAUCUGAUUCUACUGCUUGCAUCAGUUACCUAAUGUGGAAUAGAGUUCCAUAUAGUCAUGGCUCUAUGUAGUAUUGUGUGCCUCCCAUAGUCUGUUCUGGACUUGGGGACUGUGAAGAGCCCUCUGGUGGCAUGCCUUGUGGGGUAUGCAUGGGUGUCUGAGCUGUGUGCUAGUCGUUUAAACAGACAGCUCGGUGCUUUCAACAUGUCAAUACCUCUCACAAAUACAAGUAUUGUAGUGGAACGUUAAUGGACUUUAUGGUCUUUGGUUUUAUAUCCAUUAAUUUUAACUCACUCUAUCUCCAACCAUCAAAUUAGAAUACUGUAAAACUUCAAUUAAUAGCCCAAGCGUUUUUCUGAAAUCACUGAACACAACAGGCGCUUAGAGACAUGCUUUUAUAUGAACCAGGCGUCUAUUUCCUUAAUGCACACAGCUUUUGCUCAUUUGCAUACAUAAUAGUUAAAUUCCAGCAUUCACUUCCAGCAUUUUAAUCAAUUUCUUCAUUUUCUGCACUGUGUUAUCAUUUACACACUGUGUCUUUUGCCUUAGUAUACCUCUAUUUUGAGAGAAAAAAAACUUUUCCUUGACAGACUAAUUAUUCUCCUCUUUGACUGUGCAUUUUCGGCCGAUUUAUAAGGGUCUGUACUCCCGAAGUUGUUGACUGUUUUUAUUCUUGCCAGUUAGUUAGCAGUUCUCAGCUGUUAGCAGCCAUUGGCUAGCAGUUUCUUACUGGUGAUAAAAACGGAUGAUUGCCACAAUUUCUUUGUUGUUGUCAUUACUCAAUUAUUUAAUGUAACAAAUGAAACAUAAAACCUCAAACAAUUCAUGGUAAUUAAUGGUAACCUUUGUAUACAAUUCAUUUAGACCCAGUGUUUAUUUGAAACAGGCAAUUAUUUGCUGAAAUGUGUGCUGUUGCCCGGUUAUUUGAGAGACUGCGUUUCAUUGAAGUUUUACGGUAAUGCAGAUGUGACUUUUUCUAAUCUGCUUCUAUGAAUGGAUACAAAAUUGAUAAAGUUGUACUAGAUUCUAUGCAAUACCAUACUGUUUACCAUAAUGGAAGGUGGGGGAAAGGGUUGCAAAAUCCCGGGAACGUUCAAUAAAUUCCAUGGUUUUCCUGAAAUCCCGUUUGGAAGUUUUCCGGAAUCAGAAGUGAAUAAACUGGAAAUCCAGAAUUCUCCAUCCAGGAUUUCUGGGAAACCAGGGAAUGUAUUGAAAGUUCCCUAGAGGGGGCCAGAGAUACUAUAUACAGUGGGGGAAAAAGUAUUUAGUCAGCCACCAAUUGUGCAAGUUCUCCCACUUAAAAAGAUGAGAGAGGCCUUGUCACACCCUGGCUCUGGGGACUCUAUAUGUUGAGCCAGGGUGUGUAGAUUAUAUGUAUUCUAGUUCUGUGUUGUAGGUCUAUGUGUUCUAUUUAUAUGUUGGCCAGUGUGGUUAUCAAUCAGAGGCAACGAGUGUCAGCUGUGGCUGGUUGUCUCUGAUUGGGAACCACAUUUAAACAGUCUGUUUUCCCUUAGUGUUUGUGGGAUCUUGUUCCGUUUGGGUUGUGUUUACCGUAGGACGUCACGUUUUCGUUUUGUUGUUUUGUUCGUGCAUUCAUUAUAUAAAUAAAUAUGUUCGUUCAUCACGCUGCGCCUUUGUCCUCCUCUCUUACCGACGAUCGUGACAGAAGAUCCCACCAUACCAGGACCAAGCAGCGUGUCCAGGAGCAGGCAGCCUGGACGUGGGAGCAGAUCUUGGACGGGCAGGGGUCCUGGACCUGGGAGGAAAUCCAGGCCGGGAUGGAUCGCCGUCCAUGGAGUGAGACGGUAGAGGCGCGACGGAGAGACGAGCAACGGCGUCAACAAGUAAGUCGUCGGACGGACGAGAGGCAACCCCAAAAAUUUUUUAGGGGGGGGCAUACGGCAUGGGCGACGGGGCAGCAGGAGGCAGCUACAGGGCGUAGUAGGAGGUUAGGUGAGGAGGCCACCAGGUUAAGGGGGCUAUUGGCGCAGAGGGAGCAGGAGUUAGUGGUGCAGAGGGUGGAGCUAUUGGAGGCGAUAAGGGAGAAGGUGAGAAUUGAGGCACGGCGAGAGGAACUUAGUAGGCAGCUGAGGGAGCGGAGGGUUAUGACGAAACCCAGUCCCGCUCCUCACACCAAGCAAGUGGUGUGCGUCACCAGUCCGGUCCGGCCCGUUCCUUCUUCCCGCACUAAGUGGAUGGUGCGCGUCGCCAGCCCAACCCGGCCUGUUCCUGUUCCUCGCACCAAGCCUAAGAUGUGCGUCGCCAGCCCGGCCCGGCCUGUUCCUGCUCCUCGCACCAAGCCUACGGUGUGCGUCGCCAGCCCGGCCCGGCCUGUUCCUGCCACUCGCACCAAGCCUACGGUGCGCGUCGCCAGCCCGGCCCGGCCUGUUCCUGCCACUCGCACCAAGCCUACGGUGCGCGUCGCCAGCCCGGCCCGGCCUGUUCCUGCCACUCGCACCAAGCCUACGGUGCGCGUCGCCAGCCCGGCCCGGCCUGUUCCUGCCACUCGCACCAAGCCAGGGGUGCGAGUCGUCAGCCCGGCCCGGCCUGUUCCUGCCACUCGCACCAAGCCAGGGGUGCGAGUCGUCAGCCCGGUAAGGCCCGUUGCUGCUCCACGCACCAAACCAGGGGUGCGCAUCGUCAGCCCGGUCCGGCCCGUUCCUGCUCCACGCACCAAGCCAAGGGUGCGCAUCGUCAGUCCGGUCCGGUCCGUUCCUGCUCCACGCACCAAGCCAGGGGUGUGUGUCGUCAGUCCGGUCCGGCCCGUUCCUGCUCCACGCACCAAGCCAGGGGUGUGCGUCGUCAGUCCGGCACAACCCGUGCCUGGGUCACCGGUGCCUGGUCAGGUACCGGUCAGCUGCUCCACACCGGAGCUGAAGCAAUCCGCUCCUACGAUGUCCAGUCCAGCUCCAGCCAGCGGGGCCAGACCGGACCAGGGGCGCUACGGGGGGAGUAUUGAAGGGUGGUGGUCAAGCCCGGAGCCGGAACCGCCAUUCUAGUUCUGUGUUGUAGGUCUAUGUGUUCUAUUUCUAUGUUGGCCAGUGUGGUUCUCAAUCAGAGGCAACGAGUGUCAGCUGUGGCUGGUUGUCUCUGAUUGGGAACCACAUUUAAACAGUCUGUUUUCCCUUUGUGUUUGUGGGAUCUUGUUCCGUUUGGGUUGUGUUUACCGUAGGACGUCACGUUUUCGUUUUGUUGUUUUGUUCGUGCAUUCAUUAUAUAAAUAAAUAUGUUCGUUCAUCACGCUGCGCCUUGGGCCUCCUCUCUUACCGACGAUCGUGACAGGCCUGUAAUUUUCAUCAUAGGUACACGUCAACUAUGACAGACAAAAUGAGAAAAAAUUUCCAGAAAAUCACAUUGUAGGAUAUUUAAUGAAUUUAUUUUGCAAAUUAUGGUGGAAAAUAAGUAUUUGGUCAAUAACAAAAGUUUCUCAAUACUUUGUUAUAUACCCUUUGUUGGCAAUGACACAGGUCAAACGUUUUCUGUAAGUCUUCACAAGGUUUUCACACACUGUUUCUGGUAUUUUGGCCCAUUCCUCCAUGCAGAUCUCCUCUAGAGCAGUGAUGUUUUGGGGCUGUCGCUGGGCAACACGGACUUUCAACUCCCUCCAAAGAUUUUCUAUGGGGUUGAGAUCUGGAGACUGGCUAGGCCACUCCAGGACCUUGAAAUGCUUCUUACGAAGCCACUCCUUCGUUGCCCAGGCGGUGUGUUUGGGAUCAUUGUCAUGCUGAAAGACCCAGCCACGUUUCAUCUUCAAUGCCCUUGCUGAUGGAAGGAGGUUUUCACUCAAAAUCUCACGAUACAUGGCCCCAUUCAUUCUUUCCUUUACACGGAUCAGUCGUCCUGGUCCCUUUGCAGAAAAACAGCCCCAAAGUAUGAUGUUUCCACCCCCAUGCUUCACAGUAGGUAUGGUGUUCGUUGGAUGCAACUCAGCAUUCUUUGUCUUCCAAACACGACAAGUUGAGUUUUUACCAAAAAGUUAUAUUUUGGUUUCAUCUGACCAUAUGACAUUCUCCCAAUCCUCUUCUGGAUCAUCCAAAUGCACUCUAGCAAACUUCAGACGGGCCUGGACAUGUACUGGCUUAAGCAGGGGGACACGUCUGGCACUGCAGGAUUUGAGUCCCUGGCGGCGUAGUGUGUUACUGAUGGUAGGCUUUGUUACUUUGGUCCCAGCUCUCUGCAGGUCAUUCACUAGGUCCCCCCGUGUGGUUCUGGGAUUUUUGCUCACCGUUCUUGUGAUCAUUUUGACCCCACGGGGUGAGAUCUUGCGUGGAGCCCCAGAUCGAGGGAAAUUAUCAGUCGUCUUGUAUGUCUUCCAUUUCCUAAUAAUUGCUCCCACAGUUGAUUUCUUCAAACCAAGCUGCUUACCUAUUGCAGAUUCAGUCUUCCCAGCCUGGUGCAGGUCUACAAUUUUAUUUCUGGUGUCCUUUGACAGCUCUUUGGUCUUGGCCAUAGUGGAGUUUGGAGUGUGACUGUUUGAGGUUGUGGACGUGUCUUUUAUACUGAUAACAAGUUCAAACAGGUGCCAUUAAUACAGGUAAUGAGUGGAGGACAGAGGAGCCUCUUAAAGAAGAAGUUACAGGUCUGUGAGAGCCAGAAAUCUUGCUUGUUUGUAGGUGACCAAAUACUUAUUUUCCACCAUAAUUUGCAAAUAAAUUCAUUAAAAAUCCUAGAAUGUGAUUUUCUGCAGAAAAAAAAUCUCAAUUUGUCUGUCAUAGUUGACGUAUACCUAUAAUGAAAAUUACAGGCCUCUCUCAUCUUUUUAAGUGGGAGAACUUGCACAAUUGGUGGCUGACUAAAUACUUUUUUCCCCACUGUAUAUACCUUACAUACAGAUAUAGCCUACCAUAUCGUUCUCUAUAUAUGGCUCUAGAGAGGCUUUUUGAUAUUAUAGUCAGGGAGUAGGGCAGUGACAUUUGAGGUACUCAAACUCAAUGCAUAAUUUCUGAGAAUGUUUCAGCUGCAAGCAGGUUUCUCAUUGUAGGAUGCAGGAUUUAGAAUUCAGGGAACAUACUGUAUGUCCAGACUUAAUGCAGGCAGACACUUGACAUCAAAUCCCAGUUUGAUAUACUCAAAAGUGCUGCACAAUUUAUGAGAACGUUUGAUUUACAGGUUUCUCAAUGUAGGGUAAGAAUUGAGGGAACAUAUGUCCAGAUUAUUGGGAUAUGUUUGACAGAACAAGCCACUUAUCUGUGUGCAGGAUCUUACUUACUACGUGACAAAACACAUUUAUCAUUACUCCCAGGUUCUCUGAGAUCACCCAGCCUCAACAUUGCAUUGUGACAUGAGCUUUGUAUUCAGAUGCAAGAAGCAUUCUUGUCACGCCAUGGCUCUAGGGACUCUUUUAAGUUGAGCCAGGGUGUGUAGAGUUUAUGUUUUGUGCUCGUUGUGUCUAGUCUAGUUUUUGUAUAUCUAUGUUGGCCAGAGUGGUUCUCAAUCAGAGGCAACGAGUAUCAGCUGUUGCUGGUUGUCUCUGAUGGGAACCAUAUUUAGUCAGGUGGUUUUCCCACAGUGUUUGUGGGAUCUUGUUCCGUGUUGGUUUGUGUUUUGCACCGGUGGACGUCACGUAUCGAUUUGUUGUUUUGUUCGUGUAUCAUUUAAUAAAUAAGUAUGUUCACCUUCCACGCUGCGCCUUGGUCCUCUAUAUCCGACGAUCAUGACAAUUAUUUUAUAAAUCAGACCCUUUAUGUAUUUAAUACAGCACACAUUGUAUUCAUGGUAAAAUACACAACCACCACAGGCAAAUCUUUUUGCAGAUGAUCAUAUCAUAUGCAAUCCAGGAAUUGUACUGUAUUUAAAAACAUUUGCCUGAGGUGGUUUUGAAAUUUUCCAUGAAGAUAGUGUGUAUACUAUCUGAUGAUUGCUUACAUUUACAUAAUUUAGCAGACACUCUUAUCCAGAGCAACUUACAGUAGUGAGUGCAUACAUUUUCAUACUGGUCCCCCGUGGGAAUCGCGCCAUGCUCUACCAACUGAGCCACACAGGACCUGUGCUAUGACAAGUGGCCUAGGGCCCCCAUCACCUGACCUGAUAACCAAUCUGUAUUGUGUCUGUUGCAGGGCUGGGGGGUGCCUUUGGGUACCUCGUGGGAGCCAUGGACUGGGGUCACUCGUCCCUGGGCCGACUGCUGGGGUCAGAGUACCAGGUCAUCUACUUCUUCUCUGCUCUGACCUGGACGGUGUUCCUCAUCGUGCAUCUCUUCAGCAUCCCAGAGAUACCCCUGUUCAAGGAUGGUAGUUUGGACUCGUUACCCCCUAAUGCCCUCCUCCUCCUCAUCACACACUGUAGCAGUGGUGGCUAUGGAUCCCUGCAUGAUUCCAUGUCCAAAGAGUUGGAGCCAGACCUCCGGCCUCGUUCAUUCUCUGCCCUGAUGGAGGCCAAUUCAGUCACAUCCAGCUCCAAACAACCUAACAAAGAGGUAUGUCAUAGACACAGGAAGGAGUCUAGUGUGGCUGACAUUUUCUACACUGUAAAAAAAUAAAAGUUUACUUUAGAGAGAUGGCAAAUUUUGUAUCCAGCAAAGUUAAUCAGAAAUAGUUAACAAUGUUAAAGUUAGCUAGCAUAAAUAUCUGUGCUCUCCCCUCAAUCUUAGCUAGAUAGAUAAAGGUACACUGCAUCUAAAGUCAAUCUGGCGAAAUCACAAUGAUAACAAAAGCUUAUCCUACUAAUUAUUUGCCUUUUUAAAUAUCCUCGUGUUUCCAAGCCACUGUAAUGCACUUUAGACAAAAUCUUAAUCAGCACCCAUUGAGACUGCAUUGAGUAGAAUUAUCAGCUGGGCAUCAGUCCUGAAAUGACUGUUCAAAACAAUAUUGUGACGAAACGUGCAACCAUGAAUACUGUAUUUUAGAGGCAACACAACAAAGCGAUUUGUCUAUGAAACUACACACACUGAAGAAAUGUAAAAUCCUUUGAAAGACAUCUGUGUUUAAUGCCGUCAGUGUUUAUUAAGAAGAAUAUGAUCACACUAGAGUAAUCUUGAUGUACACCCAGUGUAUAGUUUACAUGCUGUGAGUUUGUGUUUUAUGUUCAUAUCUAUUGGCACUUCUAUUAAAUGUUAUAUUAAAAAGAGUUUGACUACCUCUUGAGUAUCUCCUUGGGUAAAAGCUCUUGAUUUACCCCAGAGGAGAUAUGCCUUACUAACUAUUUACAAAGUACAGUGGGACCUUGGUGUUUUGUGACAGUAGUCUCACGAAAUUUCAAGUUUCAAAGUUUAUUCGCCAUGUGCACAGGAUACAAGGGGUGUAAAACAGUACAGUGAAAUUCUUACCUUGAACUCUUUCCCAACAAUGCAAUGAUAAUAAUAAUAUAGAUAAUAAUAGAAAAUAGAGUAAAAUAAUACAACAACAAAAAAACAUACCAGAACUACGAUGUGAGUUAAAGAAACCUCCAGGCUGUGUUAUGGCUAUUUUACCAAGAAGGAGAGUGAUGGAGUGCUGCUUAGAUGACCUGGCCUCCACAAUCCCCCGACCUCAACCAAAUUGAGAUGGUUUGGGAUGAGUUGGACCACAGAGUGAAGGAAAAUCAGCCAACAAGUGCUCAGCAUAUGUUGUAACUCCUUCAAGACUGUUGGAAAAGCAUUCCAGGUGAAGCUGGUUGAGAGAAUGCCAAGAGUGUGCAAAGCUGUCAUCAAGGCAAAGGGUGGCUAUUUGAAGAAUCUCAAAUAUAAAAUAUAUUUUGAUUUGUUUAACACUUUUUGGGUUACUACAUUAUUCCAUAUGUGUUAAUUAAUAGUUUUGAUGUCUUCAUUAUUUUUCUACAAUGUAGAAAAUAGUAAAAAUAAAGAAAAACCCUUGAAUAGGUGUUCUAAAACAUUUGACCGGUAGUGUAUGUAGGAUCUUAAUUUGAACACUCCUAUGGUGCUGAGGAAAUGCAGGAAAUGCUGAUGAGCUUCAUAAUUUACAUAAAUUAACUGAAAACCCACACUAACCAGUGGUGACCCGUCAUUCAGGGCAGGUGGGGCAUGUUAUUUUGGCAUUAAUACGUGUCACAUAUCAGUUUGCAAACAAUGUAAAAAAAUUUAAAUAGCAUUGAAUUAAUAAAGCCGCAUACAAACAUGGUCUCUUUUUUGCUUUCUUGGGUAAGGCAGCUCCAAGAUGCAGGUGUUUCAGCCUAGCUCAGUGCUUUCUGUGGUGGUGGGGCAGCCAGUGAAAAAUACAGAGCGUAGGGGUUGGUAAUGUUCUCUAGUUGCGCUGUGAUUGGCUCAGUGUUCUAUCACUCAUGGGGACACUCUCACCGCAAAAUCUACGGGGAUAGCUCGAAAAUUCAAGCCCCUUGGGUGCUGCCAUAGUUACAUUAGAAGUGCCCAUCCAAGAAGGCCUUAGGUUAUUGGCCACAGAUAAAAUUACAUCAAAUCACGAUAUAUCUACCGUAGCUUUGAUUGGACUGAUCAUGUCAUCAUCAUACUUUCAAAAUCUUAGCUAGCAAGCUAGACAAGCAGUCAUCAUCAUGAAUCACGUCGACAGUCUACUGGCAAAUCCUUUUUUUUUUAUUAUAGAAAUUAUAAAUAAAACAUAUCGGUGCUCAUCGGCCAUUGAACAUAAACAUUACACAUCAAGUUGGAAAUCGCAAAUUCAACAAUGAGUGGUUUGGAAGGAAUCAGUGGGUAACUGCAUGCGUUGCAAAGCAAACACUAGCCUGCUAUUCAGUGGAGUGAGUGUCUGGUCCAAGUCUGGUUUUAAGGGUCUCUUUCCCAAGCUUAAAAGGAUAAACAUUCAACACCAUAGACCAGGAAAGGUUAAAUACAUUGGCCAUGCUGUCAAUCCAGCAUGACUUCUGCUGCGUUCAAAACAACUAGAAACUUGGAAAUGUGAAAUCUCAGACUUCAUUGAGUUCAAGACAACUGGGAACUCUGAAAAAAACUAUCUCCGACUGGGGAAAAUACGUUUUGAAUGGUCAUCCAACUUGGAAUUCUAAGUCGGGAAUGCGGGCCGCUUUCUAGAGCUCCGACCUGAACAUCACUGAAGUCAUGAUUCAACCUUGUUUUUUUCCGAGUUCCCUGUUGUCUUGAAAGCACCAUAAAUCCAGAGAAUGCCAGACUUUGAGAACAAAGUUUGAUGACAAAUUUGCCCGCAAGGACCGCCGUGUCACCUUCCUGUUCAAGUGAGCACAGCACAACAAGGUGAGUCCAAAAAUGUCUUGUAUGCUGCUGCAUAAAUCAUGUAAUAUGCCAGGGAGAUAUGUAUACUGUAGCUAAGUGUUAUGAUGAGUUUUCUGGUAUCGAGUAAUUCAGUAUGCAAGAGAAUAGUUAAACACUUAGAUGGAGAGUUGGUUCAAAGUAUUUAAUAUUACAGUACCGGAUUCACAUGACAAGCGGUACGGGCGUAGCCUAUUGUCAUCUGAAUGACUUACGUAGAAAACCUCUUAGUUUAUAUUUCCAAGAUGGCAUAGCAGUGCGGUCGUGUAUUCUGUAGUGUGCUCGGGUAAAUAGCCAGUUUUUUUUGUCUUUUUCGUAUAUAUUUCUCAAUCUCACUUUUCAUCCUUCAACUAAAUAUACUUUCCUGCAACCCUCCUCAACCAAUGUGGAACGGAUUCUAUUAUUUCUCAUACCUUUUUAUCAAGAACCUCCAUCUGAAACUAGCCAGCUAUCCAGCUAACUAGCUACUUGCUCGCUACUUGCUAUUAGCCACCGUUAGUGGUUUUCACCAUUGUCCGUGGCCUGCACAACCUACCAGCCAGCUCUAGCCUGGACAAUUAUCAGCCAGUCUGCACAGCGCGCUAUCGACCCAGAACAUAUCAGAUUUUCUGCUGGAAUCACUGAAUCACUGGACCUUUAACACCGGAUCAUCGCAACUAGCUAGCUGCAACCGAAUGGAUGUUGUUGUUGGCUAAUCACCACUGCCCCGAAACAAGCACCAGUUAGCCUUGAGCUAGCCUCGAGCCAGGCCCAUCUCCCGGCUAUCUACCUCUCUGUCAACCGGACGGGACCUCCUACUGUCGACACGGAGCCCCGCCAAUCCAUCACGACUGGUCUGCCAACGUAAUCGUCUGAUGUGGUUUCAACAGGCUUCCCGUUGCGACACCCACGAAGAUCCACCUCCUCUGUUCCUCUGGUGAUGUAGAGGUUAACUCAGGCCCUGUAGCCCCCAGUAUCACUCCUACUCCCCAGGCGCUAUCAUUUGUUGACUUUUGUAAGCGUAAAAGCCUUGGUUUCUUGCAUGUUAACAUCAGAAGCCUCCUCCCUAAGUUUGAGUUAUUCACUGCGUUAGCACACUCCGCCAACCCUGAAGUUCUAGCAGUGUCUGAAUCCUGGCUUAGGAAGGCCACCAAAAACUCUGAAAUUUCCAUCCCCAACUACAACAUUUUCCGUCUAGAUAGAACUGCCAAAGGGGGCGGAGUUGCAAUCUACUGUAGAGAGAGCCUGCAGAGCUCUAUCAUACUAUCCAGGUCUGUGCCCAAACAGUUUGAGCUUCUACUUCUAAAAAUCCACCUUUCCAGAAAUAAGUCUCUCACUGUUGCCGCUUGCUACAGACCCCACUCAGCCCCCAGCUGUGACCUGGACACCAUAUGUGAAUUUAUUGCCCCCCAUCUAUCCUCAGAGUUCGUACUGCUGGUGACCUAAACUGGGAUAUGCUUAACACCCUGGCCGUCCUACAAUCUAAACUAGAUGCCCUCAAUCUCACACAAAUUAUCAAGGAACUUAUCAGGUACAACCCUAAAUCCGUAAACAUGGGCACCCUAAUAGAUAUCAUCCUGACUAAUUUACCCUCUAAAUACACCUCUGCUGUCUUCAACCAGGAUCUCAGCAAUCACUGCCUCAUUGCCUGCGUCCGUAAUGGGUCCGCGGUCAAACGACCAUCCCUCAUCACUGUCAAACGCUCCCUAAAACACUUCAGCGGGCACCUGGCCUGGAUAUCCUGGAUGGAUAUUGACCUCAUUCCGUCAGUAGCGGAUGCCUGGUUGUUCUUUAAAAGUGCUUUCCUCUCCAUCUUAAAUAAGCAUGCCCCAUUCAAAAAAUCCAGAACUAAGCACAGAUAUAGCUCCUGGUUCACCCCAGACUUGACUGCCCUUGACCAGCACAAAAACAUCCUGUGGCGUACUGCAUUAGCAUCAAACAGCCCCCACGAAAAGCAACUUUUCAGGGAAGUCAUGAACCAAUAUACGGUGAGGGAAAAAAGUAUUUGAUCCCCUGCUGAUUUUGUACAUUUGCCCACUGACAAAGAAAUGAUCAGUCUAUAAUUUUAAUGGUAGGUUUAUUUGAACAGUGAGAGACAGAAUAACAACAACAAAAUCCAGAAAAACACAUGUCAAAAAUGUUAUAAAUUGAUUUGCAUUUUAAUUAGGGAAAUAGGUAUUUGACCUCCUCUCAAUCAGAAAGAUUUCUGGCUCCCAGGUGUCUUUUAUACAGGUAACGAGCUGAGAUUAGGAGCACACUCUUAAAGGGAGUGCUCCUAAUCUCAGCUUGUUACCUGUAUAAAAAACACCUGUCCACAGAAGCAAUCAAUCAAUCAGAUUCCAAACUCUCCACCAUGGCCAAGACCAAAGAGCUGUCCAAGGACGUCAGGGACAAGAUUGUAGACCUAAACAAGGCUGGAAUGGGCUACAAGACCAUCGCCAAGCAGCUUGGUGAGAAGGUGACAACAGUUGGUGCGAUUAUUCGCAAAUGGAAGAAACACAAAAGGACUGUCAAUCUCCCUCGGCCUGGGGCUCCAUGCUAGAUCUCACCUCAUGGAGUUGCAAUGAUCAUGAGAACUGUGAGGAAUCAGCCCAGAACUACACGGAAGGAUCUUGUCAAUGAUCUCAAGGCAACUGGGACCAUAAUCACCAAGUUGAAGUUUGCCAAUUAACAUCUGAAUGAUUCUGAGGAGAACUGGGUGAAAGUGUUGUCGUCAGAUGAGACUAAAAUCGAGCUCUUUGGCAUCAACUCAACUCGACAUGUUUGGAGGAGGAGGAAUGCUGCCUAUGACCCCAGGAACACCAUUCCCACCGUCAAACAUGGAGGUGGAAACAUUAUGCUUUGGGGGUAUUUUUCUGCUAAGGGGACAUGACAUCUUCACCGCAUCAAAAAGACGAUGGACGGGGCCAUGUACCGUCAAUCCUUGGGCGAGAACCUCCUUCCCUCAGCCAGGGCAUUGAAAAUGGGUCGUGGAUGGAUAUUCCAGCAUGACAAUGACCCAAAACACACGGCCAAGGCAACAAAGGAGUGGCUCAAGAAGAAGCACAUUAAGGUCCUGGAGUGGCCUAGCCAGUCUCCAGACCUUAAUCCAAUAGAAAAUUGGUGGAGGGAGCUGAAGGUUCGAGUUGCCAAACAUCAGGCUCGAAACCUUAAUGACUUGGAGAAGAUCUGCAAAGAAGAGUGGGACAAAAUCCCUCCUGAGAUGUGUGCAAACCUGGUGGCCAACUACAAGAAACGUCUGACCUCUGUGAUUGCCAACAAGGGUUUUGCCACCAAGUACUAAGUCAUGUUUUGCAGAGGGGUCAAAUACUUAUUUCCCUCAUUAAAAUGCAAAUCAAUUAAUACGAUUUUUGAUAUGCGUUUUUCUGGAUUUUUUUGUUGUUAUUCUGUCUCUCACUGUUCAAAUAAACAUACCAUUACAAUUAUAGACUGAUCAUGUCUUUGUCAGUGGGCAAACAUACAAAAUCAGCAGGGGAUUAAAUACUUUUUUCCCUCACUGUAAGUGUAUGUUGUGUAGUAAAGUAUUAGUAGCCCAUGUGCCUCACCCUAAUAAUUUGGUCCAUUUCUUCCUCAUAACUUAGCCUACUGUUCUGACUUGGUGAUGCACAUUUAGCCUAUAGCCUGUUUUAGAGAAAUGUAAUCAUCGUAUUGUGAGAACUUUCAUUGUCUGCUUAUAUGCCCCCUUCAUUUAUCCUACGGUUCUGACUUGGUGUACAGGGAGAACACUGUAAGAACGGCCCAUGUUCUGAAUUCUGUCGCUGCACUUUUCAAAGUGCUGAACAAAUAGUUAUAUUGACUACGUCCGUCCUAACUCGCUCAUUAAUAAAUAAAUCACCACUGGCACUAACACACGGUUGGUUAUAUUAACAGUUUUCCACUUUUCAUGUAGACUCAUUUUGACCAGCUAAUAGCCUAACAAAUGAUCAAGCAACAUUAUGGACUAAAUGUUAAAAUCCUGUUGCUGCAGGAUUCUUUUGCUGUUACAAUACAGGUCAAAUUAAGAUCCUACAUGUGUAGCAUUGAAAUUAGCUCUGGUGUGUGGCAGUGAUGACCACUCCCCAGCCAUUGUCACAGUAACCGCAUCAUUUGAAUUUUACGGUAUUUCAAGUUAUAUAAUUAAUUUCCAUAUGUGGUGUGAAUAGAGGAGAGUGGAUAGAGUGGAUAGAGAAGAGGAGAGGUGGAGAUUGGUCCUCUGUAGCGCAAUUGGUAGAGCAUGGCGCUUGUAACGCCAGGGUAGUGGGUUCGAUCCCCGGGACCACCCAUACGUAAAAAUGUAUGCACAAAUGACUAUAAGUCGCUUUGGAUAAAAGCGUCUGCUAAAUGGCAUAUUAUUAUUAUAGAUUGGAGAUGGGAGGAUUGUUAGAGGACAAGGGUCAUGUAGUUAUUUAAAGAAGCAAGAAACAAUGAGUUGUGUCUGUCUGUUCCCAAACCCAGUGUUAAUGGAGGAAACUGGUCUUCUUAGUUACCGGUGGCAGCUGGAUUACUUGCAUGGUUACCUUGAUGUUGAUGAGACCAGGCAGUCAUCAGGCAUGGUCAGGUUGUAAAACAGCCACUAAAAGGUUGUAAUGUUACCCCAUACACACAGAUAAAGUCAUUGAAAUGGUCAUUAUACUGUACUAUAGGUAUAGGUAGCUCACACCCUGGAAUUAAAUGAAUGAUAUGAUCUCUAAGGCUCAGACAGCCAUUCAAACCAGUGCUCUGAAAGAGAUGCAUUGAAACUCAGACUAGCAUUCAACAAUUCAAUUCAGCACCAUAGCAUUUAACAAUGGUAAUUUAAUGAUGAUGGGUAUUUUAUGCCCAGUGUGUAACUAUUUCUGCUAAAUGGCAUAUUAUUAUACUAUUAUUAUAACUAUGGCUGGAAAUUAAUGAUGACUUACUUUGCAGAAGUAAUUCAAAAUUCUAUGAAACGAGGCAGGAAAUAAUUACCGUGUAUCCUUGCUAGAGGAGACUAUUUUAGCAGGCAGGGUCCUCCAUUAUCACAGUAGUCAGACAGUGUACGUUGGUGCAACCAUAUAUAUUUUCAUAUUCCUUUUUGAUUUUGCAGAAGCAUUCCUAGAAAAGUUUUAUGGGGAAUGUAUUUUGGGAUGAUGAUUUGAAUAAAUGUAUGCUGUCAUGCCACUCUGUGUACACUUAAGCAAUAGAAAAAGCUUUGAAUCCCACAGAGCACAUAACUACAGUAUAUUAAACCAGAACAAGAUUAAAGAGAGAGAACAUUGUUGUUGUUUUUCUCACCCAUUUCUUUAAACAUUUAAUUUGUUUAAUUCCCGCUGUUCCUGACUUGUUAAAACAUAAUUUUUACAGCAUAAGGCUAGUGUAUCUGUCAUUAGCUAGUAGCUUUCAUCUGACUUCUUUAUUCUUAUUUGACACCUUACAGUUCCUGGUUCUUUUUUAAUUCCCUUUGUUCUUGACUUGAUUUUCACUGACCCCCUGCUGUUCCCGUGUGAGUCCCUCUGAAGUCUCAUGAUCUAAUGAUCUGCCUUGUGUGUGUCUCUAUUCUGUGUCUGCCUGCAGCAGAAGAGGAUGACUCUGAAGUCGUGUCUCCUGGCCAUGAUUAACAUGCCCAGUCAUUACCGCUGUCUCUGUGUCACUCACCUGCUGGGAUGGACCGCCUUCCUCUGCAACAUGCUCUUCUUCACAGACUUCAUGGGACAGGUGAGAAGAGAGAGCGAGAGACGGAGAGUGAGAUAGUGAGAGCGUAGGAUGAAAGGAAUUAGUUAGUGGGUCUAUGUAGCUGCCAUUUAAAGGACAAACAAAUUAUAUCACUCAUGUACUACUAAUGAUUACCCUUAUUUGACAGAUGGCCAUAAGAGAACUUUAAUGUUUUCACUCAAUUUACAUUCUAAUAUUUUUUACCUAUGAAAACAAAUUACCUUUCUGUCGUCUUUAACGUUAUGUGAUAGAGGUUCAUCGCUGUGUUCAUUAAAAUGCUUCCUGUCUAUUGAUUUAGCACCAUCACGACAUGCCCUGAUUGGUGGGUAGUCUCUCGUCACAGCCUUGGCUGAUUUGGUUCUGUGUGCCCAACUAUUAAUUGCUCUGUAAUGAAGACAUUGACAGACAGGCUUUAUGGUGAUCAUGUCUGAUCUGAUCUGCAUGCUGAUGACUGCUCUUACGCAGGCUGCAGUGACACGAUGGUCAUGGUGGUCGUAGUGAAUUAAUGGUUGAAGGUAGACUGAGGCAAACAAAGCAGCAGGUCAGACUUAAACAAACCGUGCUUUGACUGUAUCAAUAGAGAGCAGUGGCAGAUGCAGUUUAUGACGUUGACACAGGCUUUGGCAGCUAUAAUAACAAAUGGGAUGGAGCUUGUUAACUGUUACAAGCUACUGUGCAGCACAUGCACUAUAAGAUAAAUGCAUCAUCCUCCGUCACUUCAUGCAGGCGCUAGCUUUAUCUUAACCCUCAACAACCAUACCACCACUUUUAUAUGUCAGUGGAGUGGGUGGAGAUUGGAGAGACAUAUUCAAUCAAACACCACAUUUAUUGUAAAUAACCAGUUCAAUUCAUAUUCAGCUGUGGUGGUGACUUUGUCUCCAUUGUGUAUGUAAUUAUCAUAAUUAUCAUAAUCAUCAUACUUGGUCAUAAAGUGUGUGUGUAAUAAUGGUUGAGUUGAUUGUGUGUGUUGACAGAUUGUGUAUAAGGGCAACCCGUAUGCGGACCAUAACUCUACAGCCUAUGAGCGGUAUGAGAGGGGGGUGGAGAUUGGAUGCUGGGGUCUCUGUAUCAACGCCGUCUCCUCUGCUCUCUACUCCUGUAAGUCGUGUCGCAGCAUACAUAAGUAAGACAUUAUUGACAGGUAGCCUAGCGGUUAAGAGCAUUGGGCCAGUAACCGAAAGGUUGCUGGUUUGAAUCCCUAAGCUGACUAGGUAAAAAAUCUGCAGCUGUGCCCUUGAGUAAGGCACUUAACCUUAAUUGCUCCUGUAUGUCUCUCUGGAUAAGCAUGUCUACUAAAUGACUAAAACGUAAAUGUAAUUGGAGUCAUCCAAUGUCUGCAACAUGUGAUUUAGCUUAAGGGUAUAUGUGUAGUCACCCAAUGUCCACAAAAGAGCCAUAGCUAAUUUCCUUUGCAAAUUUUUAUUUUGUUGUAAAGAGUCUUACCGUAUGCUACACUCCUCUUUCUAAAGCUUAUGAGUUCAUAUCUUGUCUGCCCAUGUCCGCCCAAAACACAGGGAACUUUCCACAGAAGUCCGAGCUUGGCGACUGUGGUAUAUGUUGUGUGAAUACCCUAAAUCACAGCACAGAACAUAUUAAAUCACUCACUCUGCAAAAGUGCAUAGCAGAUGCUUAUAAUUUGAUUAUUGUUUGGUAAUGGAUUUCAUUAAGUAAGACUGCCUUGUCUUAUAGUUUAAACUCCAAUCACUGAAAGUAGAGCGUGGCGAACAAACCAAAUUGAUCUUCUGUCUAUGGAGAAUAGUGACAUACAUUUGCAUGCAUAAGAUCCAAUGUCACUAAGCAGAACAACAGGCUAUUUCCAUUGUGCCGUCGUCAUUCCAUGUAACUGAAUUACCAAUGAUGCUGUGUUUGUUUAUUCAGUGUCAUUCAAAUGUUUGCCACAAGGUAAGCAAAGUAACAAGGAGCACUAUGGCAACAGUUUGCUACAAUAGGUAUGGCAACAUGGAGUGAUAAGAAAUGGCUUAUUCAUAUCCCAGGCAGUUUGAAUUUUCAUUGUGCCCUCGAGUAAGAAAUCACUUCUAUAUUUAGUUACACCUGCAGUCUUCUUGGACAUGUUGCGUGUUCUUAUACAGUAGUAUAUUUUGUAAAAAAAAGUCUUACUUGGCAGUACCAGUCCACAUACUGUGUAAAGCUGAAACCUCCCUCCCUCCCUCCCUCCGUCUGAUGUGUCUCCAGAUGUCCAGAGGCUGUUGCUGCCCUUCAUCGGUCUGAAAGGGCUCUACUUUGUGGGAUACUUCGUGUUUGGCCUGGGCACCAGUCUGAUCGGCCUGUUCCCCAACAUCACCACCACCCUCAUCCUGUGCAGUGUCUUCGGAGUCAUGUCCAGUACCUUGUACACCAUCCCCUUCAACCUCAUCUCAGAGUACCAUCGGGAGGAGGAGGUCAGUACCCUCUCUCUCUCAUAGCCUGGUCCCACAUGUGUUUGUCCAUCCUCAAUGACCAUAGGAGUUGGCAAGACUGCACAAACAGAUAUGGGACCAGGCUACUCUCUCACCUCCAGAUAGUUAUUAUGGAACUGAUAGUGGAUUGUGCAUUCUGAGGCUGUAGCAGCUUACGUUAAAAUAUAAUAAUGUGUAGAGGUUGCGAACCUCAUCCACCACCUGUCUGUAGCUCAUACAGUACCUUCGGGAAGUAUUCAACCCCCUUGACUUUUUCCACAUUUUGUUACGUUACAGCCUUAUUCUAAAAUGGAUUAAAUAAAUACAAACCCACAGUUGACAGUACAUGUCAGAUCAAAAACCAAGCUCAGAGACAGGAUUGUGUCGAGGCACAGAUCUGGGGAAGGGUAUGAAAAAAGUUCUGCAACAUUAAAGAUCCCCAAGAACACUGGCCUCCAUCAUUCUUAAAUGGAAGAAGUUUGGAACCACCAAGACUCUUCCUAGAGCUGGCCGCCCAGCCAAACUGAGCAAUCGGGAGAGAAGGGCCUUGUUCAGGGAGGUGACCAACAACCCGAUGGUCACUCUGACAGAGCUCUAGAGUUCCUCUGUGGAGAUGGGAGAACCUUCCAGAAGGACAACCAUCUCUGCAGCACUCCACCAAUCAGGCCAGACGGAAGCCACUCUUCAGUAAAAGGCACAUGACAGCCCGCUUGGAGUUUGCCAAAAGGCACUUAAAGACUGUCAGACCAUGAGAAACAAGAUUCUCUGGUCUGAUGAAACCAAGAUUGAAGUCUUUGGCCUGAAUGCCAAGCGUCACGUCUGGAGGAAACCUGGCACCAUCCCUACGGUGAAGCAUGGUGGUGGCAGCAUCAUGCUGUGGGGAUGUUUUUCAGCGGCAGGGACUGGGAGACUAGUCAGGAGAGAGAUUUUUGAUGAAAACCUGCUCCAGAACACUCAGGACAUCAGACUGGGGCGAAGGUUCACCUUCCAACAGGACAAUGACCCUAAGCACACAGGCAAGACAACGCAGGAGUGACUUCGGGACAAGUCUCUGAAUGUCCUAAAGUGGCCCAGCCAGAGCCCGGACUUGAACCCGAUCGAACAUCUCUGGAGAGACCUGAAAAUAGCUGUGCAGCAACGCUCCCCAUCCAACCUGACAGAGCUUGAGAGCAUCUGCAGAGAAGAAUGGGGGAAACUCCCCAAAUACAGGUGUGCCAAGCUUGUAGCGUCAUACCCAAGAAGACUCGAUGCUAUAAUCACUGCCAAAGGGGCUUCAACAAAGGACUGAGUAAAAGGUCUGAAUACUUAUGUAAAUUUAAUAUUUCGGUUUAAAAUGUUUAAUACAUUUGCAAAAAUGUCUACAAACCUGUUUUUGCUUUGUCAUUAUGGGGUAUUGUGUGUAGAUUUGUGUAAAAAUUUAGAAUAAGGCUGUAACGUAACAAUGUUGAAAAAGUCAAGGGGUCUGAAGACUUUCCCGAAGGCACUGUAUAUGGAGUGAUUCAGAGCUAGGGUUACAAAAUUCAGAGAACUUUCAAUAAAUUCCUGGUUUUGCCGAAAUCCCUGUUGGAGGAUUCCCAGAAUCAGAAAGGAAUAAGCAGGACAUCCAAAAGCCUCCAACCAGGAUUGCCACUGGGAAACCAUGGAAUUAUUUGCAAGUUCCAGGAAUUUUGCAACCCUAUGCGCAGCUGCCCUUUUAGAUUUGCGUUUACAACAUGUAAUUUAUCACAGAGGAGAACUCCCCUUUUUCUUUUCUUCAUGACUAAAAUGUAAAUGUAAUGUCAAUACCUCUCACAAAUACAAGCAGUGAUGAAGUCAAUCUCUCCUCCACUUUGAGCCAGGAGAGAUUGACAUGCAUAUUAUUCAUGUUAGCUCUCAGUGUACAUUUAUGGACCAGCCGUGCUGCUCUGUUCUGGGCUAAUUGUAAUUUGCCUAUGUCCCUCUUUGUGGCACUUUACCAAAUUACUAGACAGGAGUCCAGGUGCAACAAAACUAGGGUCUGUAGCAGGGACGGCUUGUUCAAUAGGGCGAUAUGGGCGACGCACUGCCAAACGGGAAAAGGAAGGGAUUUUUUUUCUAAUCAAUUAUAAAAAAAAAAAAAAAUAUAUAUAUAUAUAUAUAUUUUUUAUAAAUUUAUAAAAAAUUAUAUCACGGCAACAGCAGUUAUCAGUGUUCACGUCUGAUCUGACAGCCACUAAAUGUCAAAUCAGGCUAAAGUCGUGCUUCAAAUGGCCCCGCCCGUUUUUUGGGCGAUUUCAGUCAGGUUGAAAAUCGCCCAGAAGUCUCUCAUAGCCUGUCAUGUAAAAUCUAUUUUUUCCACAUUUCAAAGCUUUCAAUACAUUCUCUAUGGGUGUCUGUGGGCUUGCACUUACGCGCUUUCGUCAUACAUAACGUAACCACGAAUGAACGUAACUAAGAAAAGACCAGGUAGCAGCCUCAAUCAAUUCACUACUACUAUCAAAAUGGCUAGGCUUCAGUCCAACUCGAUUGUGUCUUUGAAAGAAGUUCCUUUUUGUCGGCGAACAAAUUAAGAUAAAUUGGCAACGAAACAAUUAGGACCUCCCAGACCAAAUUUAAUAAUUCAACAGGUUUCUACUAAAGGCGGAAAGUCCUACACCCGAGGAUUUUCCAAAAAUUGGUACGAACGAAAAAAGACAUUGCCACUCAACUGGAUGACGAGGGAUACAGGCUAGCUGUCCGCCGCCACAACGAUGAGGUUAGUGUUGAUAAUCACAAGUUUACUGGAUGUGGAUAUGGUGUAAUAAAGGCAGUUUAUUCAGAGGUAAAUAUAUCUGGAAUCGCGUUCACGGACCCGUUCGUCAAACUCUUAGGGAGCAAUAAAUUAAGCCCCAUUACUUACCAUAUCAGAUAAGAGAAAUUGCUGCAGCUACAUAUAUUUUACAUCCUGGCCCUACAUAGUUCACUAUUUGCAUCACUUACCAAAAUAUUACAUGUGGUCAUAUAUGCUUGGAAAGUGGAGAUGCCAUAGAACGUCAAAAAAGUAAACAUUGCUGGAGACACAUUGUCGUUUUGGAGAAGACAUCGCGUUUGCUAGCGAAGAGAUUUGUUGUGGCAAAUGAACUUGGGCUGGGAAUUGCCAGGAACCUCACGAUAAGAUAUAUGCAUCAGCAUUGCGAGUCUCAUGAUUCUAUACGUAUUGCGAUUCGAUACUGUGAUUUUAUUGCGCACCAUAUGUCUGUUGCAGAGGGAUCAGAAAGCCAUGAGAACGAGUUUUGAUCAGUCAUGGAAAUAAAAGUGCUGAAAACUAAUUGGCUCCCAAUGUGAAAAGAUUGAGAACAAGCUAUGAAGGAACAAUAAUGGUGUUUUGGUGCAGGUACAGCCAACUAGCGCUAAAAUAUUGCGAUAUUGUCAAUACAGUAUAUCGUAAAGUAUCACUAUGUAACUCGAUUUCUUUCACCCCAAUCCCUCAAAUUAACGGUAAAUAACUGAAUUGUUUGCCCCACAUUUAGCUAAGAUGAUUAGCUAGCCAGCUAAAAUGUUUUAUUUAGUUAGCAGUCGCAUCUACAAUAGUUUACUGUCAAUAACAUGUCUCCAAAAAUGACGUGGUGUCUCCAAUUGUGUUGACAUUUUACAAUUGCAAUGCGCAUCCAUGAGUAUCCACUUUCUGUAGCUCAGCUGGUAGAGCAUGGUGCUUGUAACGCCAAGGUAGUGGGUUCGAUCCCCGGGACCACCCAUACACAAAAAUGUAUGCACGCAUGACUGUAAGUCGCUUUGGAUAAAAGCGUCUGCUAAAUGGCAUAUUAUUAUUAUUAUUAUUAUUAUCUGAAGAGAGCCCCGAAACAUUGUGUGCAGACAUUUUAUGCAAUAAAUGAAGUAGGUUCAAUCUAGUAGUUCUGAUCUUCUGAUUGGUCCUGAUGAGUUGGGCGAGGUCACCUCCAGGCUACUGUCACUGUUGCAUUGGCUCUGAGUCGGGUUCUCUGUCUUCAAAUGUUCAGCCUAAGAGAGGGGAUUUUUGUGUGUGUGUGUGUGUGUGUUUAACAGUGAUGAUGUGUGUGUGUGUGUGUGUGUGUGUGUGUGUUUAACAGUGAUGAUGUGUGUGUGUGUGUGUUUGUGUGUGUGUGUGUCCUCAGAGCAAGAACUCGUGAGUUGGAAGAACUGAGAGGCCUAUGGCGUGGGUGUUGUCCUUGGCCACCUGCUGACAAGGCUGACAAGAUAGGACCCUUUUGUCCAUUGUUAUUGGAUAGGAACAGAACUUAUAACCAGCUCCUGACCUAAAUAGAUCUUAGCACAACAUUUUACUCAACAUAUCAUAUUCCAUAUUCACUAUAACAAAUAUAUUUACUACGACAUUAGCAAGAACCGCCACAUCCUCAGCCGGCUAAUCCAGUGUGUGAAGUUUUGCGGAGUGUUUGAGUUAGCUUUGCGAGGCAAAGAUGAAACUGAGGGCUCCACCAACCCUGGUAAGCCAACACUUUUGAGAUCAGUCAAUAAAUGCUUCUGGUAUUGACUUAUAUGCUGCCCCUGUCUUCAUGUUGUUGCUGGACAUAUCUUUUUUUUUAAAUGUGUGUAGGUCACCUAAAUCAUCAGAAAAAUUGCCCCUCCUGAGAAUUUUUUCAGGAGCCGCCACUGGUCUGUAGGACUUGUUUUGUUGAUAGCGAUGUCAAGAGAGCAGAGCAGCGCUUUAUUACGGACAGACCUCUACCCAUCUUAGCUACUGUUGCAUCAAUAUGUUUUAACCAUAACAGUUUACAAUUCAGCAUUACACUAAGCAGUUUAGUCUCCUCAACUUGCUCAAUUUCCACAUUAUUGAUUCCAAGAUUUAGUUGAGGUUUAGGGUUUAGUGAAUGAUUUGUCCUCAAAUACAAUGCUUUUAGUUUUUGAAAUAUUUAGGACCAACGUAUUUCUUGCCACACUUUCUGAAACGAACUGCAGCUCUUUGUUAAGUGAUUUCCUUGCUGUGGUAGCUGACGUGUAUAGUGUUGAGUCAUUCUUUAAUCAGCCAGUGGCAGGUUAUUAUUAAAGAUUGAAAAAAGUAAAGGGCCUAGACAACUGCCCUGGGGAAUGCGUGACUACCUGGAUUAUGUUGGAGAGGUUUCCACUAAAGAACACUCUCUGUGUUCUGUUAGACAGGUAACUCUCUAUCCACAAUAUAGCAGGGGAUGUGAAGCCAUAACACACAAGUUUUUCCAGCAGCAUGCUAUGAUCGAUAAUGUCAACAAAAGUCUAACAAAACAGCUCAAUUUCUCCCAGACAAUCAUCAGUCAUUUGUGUUCCGUAGUUGAAUGCCCUUCCCUAUAAGUGUGCUGAAAAAUCUGUUGUUAAUUUGUUUACUAUGAAAUAGCGUUCUAUCGGAAUCCACGCUUCAAGAUUGUUUUGAUCACGUGGACUGGGAUAUGUUCCGGGUAGCUUGCGGGUAGUUUACGGAAAUAAUUCAGACUAAUACACUGAAACGGUGACUGAGUUUAUCAGGAAGUGUAUAGGAGAUGUUGUGCCCACUGUGACUAUUAAAACCUACCCUAACCAGAAACCGUGGAUAGAUGGCAGCAUUCGCGCAAAACUGAAAGCGCGAACCACUGCAUUUAACCAUGGUAAGGUGACUGGGAAUAUGGCAGAUUACAAACAAAACAGUGUAGCUACUCACUCCGCAAGGCCAUUAAACUGGCAAAACAUCAGUAUAGAGACAAACUGGAGUCGCAAUUCAACGGCUCAGACACGAGACGUUUGUGGCAGGGUCUACAGACAAUCAUGGACUACAAAAGGAAAAGCAGCCACGUCGCCGACACCGACGUGUCGCUUCCAGACAAGCUAAACAACACCUUCGCCCGCUUUGAGGAUAACACAGUGCCACCAACGCGGCCCACUACCAAGGACUGUGGGCUCUCCUUCUCUGUGGCCGACGUGAGUAAGACAUUUAAGCACGUUAACCCCCGCAAGGCUGCCGGCCCAGACAGCAUCCCUAGCCGCGUCCUCAGAGCAUGCACAGACCAGCUGGCUGGUACAUAUUCAAUCUCUCCCUAUCCCAGUCUGCUGUCCCCACAUGCUUCAAGAUGGCCACAAUUGUUCCUGUACCCAAGAAAGCAAAGGUAACUAAACUAAAUGACUAUCACCCCGUAGCACUCACCUCUGUCAUCAUGAAGUGCUUUGAGAGACUAGUCAAGGAUCAUAUCACCUCUACCUUACCUGUCACCCUAGACCCACUUCAAUUUGCUUACCACCCCAAUAGAUCCACAGACGAUGCAAUCGCCAUCACACUGCACACUACCCUAUGCCAUCUGGGGAAUACCUAUGUAACAAUGCUGUUCAUUGACUAUAGCUCAGCAUUCAACACCAUAGUGCCCUCCAAGCUCAUCAUUAAGCUCGAGGUCCUGGGUCUGAACCCUGCCCUGUGCAACUGGGUCCUGGACUUCAUGAUGGGCCGCCCCCAGGUGGUGAAGGUAGGAAACAACAUCUCCACUUUGCUGAUCCUCAACACUGGGGCCCCACAAGGGUGCGUGCUCAGCCCCCUCCUGUACUCCCUGUUCACCCAUGACUGCGUGGCCAAGCACGCCUCCAACUCAAUCAUCAAGUUUGCAGACGACACAACAGUAGUAGGCUUGAUUACCAACAAUGACGAGACAGCCUACAGGGAGGAGAUGAGGGCUCUGGGAGUGUGGUGCCAGGAAAAUAACCUCUCACUCAACAUCAAGAAAACAAAGGAGAUGAUCGUGGACUUCAGGAAACAGCAGAGGGUGCACCCCCUAUCCACAUCGACGGGACCACAGUGUAGAAGGUGGAAAGCUUCAAGUUCCUUGGCGUACACAUCACUGACAAACUGAAAUGGUCCACCCACGCAGACAGUGUAGUGAAGAAGGGGAACAGAGCCUCUUCAACCUCAGGAGGCUGAAGAAAUUUGGCUUGGCACCUAAAACCCUCACAAACAGAUGCACAAUUGAGAGCAUCCUGUCGGUCUGUAUCACCGCCUGGUAUGGCAACUGCACCGCCUGCAACCGCAGGGCUCUCCAGAGGGUGGUGCGGUCUGCCGAACGCAUUACCGGGGGCAAACUACCCGCCCCCAGGACAUCUACAGCACCCGAUGUCACAGGAAGGCCAAAAAGAUCAUCAAGGACAUCAACCACCCGAGCCACUGCCUGUUCACCCCGCUAUCAUCUAGAAGGCGAGGUCAAUACAGGUUCAUCAAAGCUGGGACCGAGAGAAUGAAAAACUGCUUCUAUCUCAAGGCCAUCUGACUGUUAAAUAGCCAUCACUAGCACAUUAGAGGCUGCUGCUGCCUAUUGAAAUCACUGGCCACUUUAAGAAAUGGAACACUAGUCACUUUAAUAAUAUUUACAUAUCUUGCACUACUCAUCUCAUAUGUAAAUAUUGUAUUCUAUAAUAUUCUACUGUAUCUUAGUCCAUGCCGCUCUGUCAUUGCUUGUCCAUAUACAGUGAGGGUAAAAAGUAUUUGAUCCCCUGCUGAUUUUGUACGUUUGCCCACUGACAAAGACAUGAUCAGUCUAUAAUUUUAAUGGUAGGUUUAUUUGAACAGUGAGAGACAGAAUAUCAACAAAAAAAAUCCAGAAAAACACAUGUCAAAAAUUGUAUAAAUUGAUUUGCAUUUUAAUGAGGGAAAUAAGUAUUUGACCCCUCUGCAAAACAUGACUUAGUACUUGGUGGCAAAACCCUUGUUGGCAAUCACAGAGGUCAGACGUUUCUUGUAGUUGGCCACCAGGUUUGCACACAUCUCAGGAGGGAUUUUCUAUGGGAUUAAGGUCUGGAGACUGGCUAGGCCACUCCAGGACCUUAAUGUGCUUCUUCUUGAGCCACUCCUUUGUUGCCUUGGCCGUGUGUUUUGGGUCAUUGUCAUGCUGGAAUACCCAUCCACAACCCAUUUUCAAUGCCCUGGCUGAGGGAAGGAGGUUCUCACCCAAGAUUUGACUGUACAUGGUCCCGUCCAUCGUCCCUUUGAUGCGGUGAAGUUGUCCUGUCCCCUUAGCAGAAAAACACCAUCAAAGCAUAAUGUUUCCAACUCCAUGUUUGACGGUGGGGAUGGUGUUCUUGGGGUCAUAGGCAGCAUUCCUCCUCCUCCAAACACGGCGAGUUGAGUUCAUGCCAAAGAGCUCAAUUUUGGUCUCAUCUGACCACAACACUUUCACCCAGUUCUCCUCUGAAUCAUUCAGAUGAUAAUUGGCAAACUUCAGAUGGGCCUGUAUAUGUGCUUUCUUGAGCAGGGAGACCUUGCGGGCGCUGCAGGAUUUCAGUCCUUCACGGUGUAGUGUGUUACCAAUCGUUUUCUUGGUGACUAUGGUCCCAGCUGCCUUGAGAUCAUUGACAAGAUCCUCCCGUGUAGUUCUGGGCUGAUUCCUCACCGUUCUCAUGAUCAUUGCAACUCCACGAGGUGAGAUCUUGCAUGGAGCCCCAGGCCGAGGGAGAUUGACAGUUAUUUUGUGUUUCUUCCAUUUGAGAAUAAUCGCACCAACUGUUGUCACAUUCUCACCAAGCUGCUUGGCGAUGGUCUUGUAGCCCAUUCCAGCCUCGUGUAGGUCUACAAUCUUGUCCCUGACAUUCUUGGAGAGGUCUUUGGUCUUGGCCAUGGUGGAGAGUUUGGAAUCUGAUUGAUUGAUUGCUUCUGUGGACAGGUGUCUUUUAUACAGGUAACAAGCUGAGAUUAGGAGCACUCCCUUUAAGAGUGUGCUCCUAAUCUCAGCUCGUUACCUGUAUAAAAGACACCCGGGAGCCAGAAAUCUUUCUGAUUGAGAGGGGGUCAAAUACUUAUUUCCCUCAUUAAAAUGCAAAUCAAUUUAUAACAUUUUUGACAUGCGUUUUUCUGGAUUAUUUUGUUGUUAUUUUGUCUCUCACUGUUCAAAUUAACCUACCAUUAAAAUUAUAGACUGAUCAUUUCUUUGUCAGUGGGCAAAUGUACAAAAUCAGCAGGGGAUCAAAUACUUUUUUCCCUCACUGUAUGUAUAUAUUCUUAAAUUCCAUUCCUUACUUAGAUUUGUGUGUAUUGGGUAUAUGUUGUGAAAUUGUUAGAUAUUACAUGUUAGAUAUUUCUGCACUGUCGGAGCUAGAAGCACACGCAUUUUGCUACACCCACAAUAACAUCUGAUUUGAAAUACAAAUUUUUCCUGAAUUUUUCUAAGGGUUGGUAACAGGCUGAUUGGUCGGCUGUUUGAGCCAGUAAAGGGUGCUUUGCUAUUCUUGGGUAACGGAAUUCCUUUUGCCUACCUCCAGGCCUGAGGGCACACACUUUCCUUUAGGCUUAGAUUGAAGAGAUGGCAAAUUGGAGUGGCAAUAUCAUCCUCUAUCAUUUUCCAUCCAAGUUGUCAGACCCAGGUGGCUUGUCAUUGUUGAUAGACAAAAAAUAAUAAUUCACCUCUUCCACACUCACUUUACGGAAUUCAAAAUGACAAUGCUUGUCUUUCAUAACUUGAUCAGUUAUGCAUGGAUGUGUAGGUUCAGAAUUUGUUGUUGGUGUGUCAUGCCUAAAUUUGCUAAUCUUGCCAAUGAAAAAAUAAUUGAAGUAGUUGGCAAUAUCAGUUCAGGGUUUUGUGAUGAAUUAACCAUCUGAUUCAAUGAAUGAUGGAGCAGAGUUCGCCUUUUUGCCCAAAAUUUCAUUUAAGGCGCUCCAAUGCUUUUUACUAUCAUUAUUUACAGUUUCUUCUCCUUUUUGUUCAGUUUAGUCACAACAUUUCUCAAUUUACAGUACGUUUGCCAAUCGGCUGUGCAGUCAGACUUAUUUGCCAUUCCUUUUGCCUCAUCCCUCUCAACCAUACGUUUUUUCAAUUCCUCAUCAAUCCACUGGGAUUUAUGUUUUUACAGUCAUUUUCUUAAUGGGUGCAUGCUUAUUAGUAACUGGAAUAAGCAAUUUCAUAAAUGCGUUAAGUGCAGCGUCUGGUUGCUCCUCAUUACACACCCCAGACCAGCAAAUAUUCUUUACAUCUUCAAUAUAGGAAUCACUACAAACCUUAUUGUAUGACCUCUUAUACACUGUAUUAGGUCCAGCCUUUGGAACUUUGGUUUUCCUAGAUAUGGUUACUAUAUUAUAAUCUCUACAUCCGAUGGAUGUGGAUACUGCUUUAGAGCAGAUUUCUGCAGCAUUAGUAAAGAUGUGAUUUCAUUCCUGUGCUGUUUGUAAAUACCCUGGUAGGUUGACUGACAACCUAAACCAGGUUGUAGGCACUGGUUACAGUUUGAAGCUUUUUCUUGAGUUGGCAGCUUGAUGAAAGCCAGUCAAUAUUUAGGUCACCCAGAAAAUAUACCUCUCUGUUGAUAUCACAUACAUUAUCAAGUAUUUCACACAUAUUAUCCAGAUACUGACUGUUAGUUAUUGGUGGUCUAUAGCAGAUUCCCACAACAAUAGGCUUUAGGUGAGGCAGGUGAACCUGUAGCCAUAUUACUUCAACAGCAUUUGACAUGAGAUCCUCUCUAAGCAUUACAGGAAUACGACUCUGAAUAUAAACCGCAGCACCAUACCCAUUGUAAUUUCUGUCUUUUCUAUAAUGUUAUAAUCAUGUAUUGCUACUACUGUAUUGUCAAAGGUAUUAUCUAAGUGAGUUUCACAGUGCCUUCCGAAAGUACUCGCACCCCUUUACUUUUUUAAAUAUUUUGUUGUGUUACAGCCUGAAUUUAAAGUUGAUUAAAUAUAGAUUUUUUCUGUCACUGGACGACACACAAUACCCCAUAAUAUCAAAGCGAAAUUAUGUUUUUCAAAUUAUUUACUAAUUAAUUACAAAUGAAACGCUGAAAUGUAUUGAGUCAAUAAGUAUUCAACCCCUUUGUUAUGGCAAGCCUCAACAAGUCAAGGAGUAAAAAUGUGCUUAAAAAGUCACAAUAAGACUACCUCAUCUCUGUGCCCAACACAUAUGAUUACAGUGCAUUCAGAAAGUACUCAGACCCCUUGACUUUUCCCACAUUUUGUAACGUUACAGCCUUAUUUUAAAAUGGAUAAAAAAAUACAAUAAUCCACAUCAAUCUACACACAGUACCCCAUAAUGACAAAGUGAAAACAGGUUGUUAGAAAUGUUAGCAAAUGUAUUACAAAUAAAAAACUGAUAUCACAUUUACAUAAGUAUUCAGACCCUUUACUCAGUACUUUGUUGAAGCACCUUCGGCAGCGAUUACAGCCUAGAGUCUUCUUGGGUAUGACGCUACAAGCUUGGCACAUCUGUAUUUCAGAUCUCUCCAGAGAUGUUAAAUCGGGUUCAAGUCCGGGCUCUGGCUGGGCCACUCAAGGACAUUCAGAGACUUGUCUUGAAGCCACUCCUUCGUUGUCUUGGCUGUGUGUUUAGGGUCGUUGUCCUGUUGGAAGGUGAACCUUCGCCCCAGUCUGAGGUCUUGAGCACUCUGGAGCAGGUUUUCAUCAAGGAUCUCUCUGCACUUUGCUCCGUUCAUCUUUCCCUCGAUCCUGACUAGUCUCCCCUGAUGCUGAAACAUCCCCACAGCAUGAUGCUGCCACCACCAUGCUUCAUCAUAGGGAUGGUGCCAGGUUUCCUCCAGACGUCACGCUUGGCAUUCAGGCCAAAGAGUUCAAUCUUGGUUUUAUCAGACCAGAGAAUCUUGCUUCUCAUGGUCUGAGAGUCCUUUAGGUACCUUUUGGCAAACUCCAAGCGGGCUGUCAUGUGCCUUUUACUGAGGAGGGGCUUCCGUCUGGCCACUCUACCAUAAAGGCCUGAUUGGUGGAGUGCUGCAGAGAUGGUUGUCCUUCUGGAAGGUUCUCCCAUCUCCACAGAGGAACUCUGGAGCUCUGUCAGAGUGACCAUCGGGUUCUUUGGCACCUCCCUGACCAAAGCCCUUCUCCCCCGAUUGCUCAGUUUGACCAUGCGGCCAGCUCUAGGAAGAGUCUUGGUGGUUCCAAACUUCUUCCAUUUAAGAAUGAUGGAGGCCACUGUGUUCUUGGGGACCUUCAAUGCUGCAGACAUUUUUUGGUACCCUUCUCCAGAUCUGUGUCUCGACACAAUCCAGUCUCAGAGCUCUACGGACAAUUCCUUCGACCUCAUGGCUUGGUUUUUGCUCUGACAUGCACUGUCAACUGUGGGACCUUAUAUAGACAGGUGUGUGCCUUUCCAAAUCAUGUCCAAUCAAUUGAAUUUACCACAGGUGGACUCCAAUCAACUUGUAGAAUCAUCUCAAGGAUGAUCAAUGGAAACACGAUGCACCUGAGCUCAAUUUUGAGUCUCAUAGCAAAGGGUCUGAAUACUUUGUAAAUAAGGUAUUUCUGUUUUUUGUUCUUUGCAAAAAAUUCCAAAAACCCUGUUUUCGCUUUGUCAUUAUGGGGAAUUGUGUGUAGAUUGAUGAGGAUUUGUAUUUAUUUAUUUAUUUAAUCCAUUUUUGAAUAAGUCUGUAACGUAACAAAAUGUGGAAAAAGUCAAGAGGUCUGAAUUCUUUCCAAAUGCACUGUAUACAUUACAUUAUACAAGAAUAGAAUCAAUGGUUUAAUAUUUGAAAUAACCAUUAUUCCCAGAUCCCAGACUGUAGCCUACUCAUCAACUCAAGAAGGAACUUUGUACAUUCAUUGAUUGUUAUAAAAUACUGCAAAAUUCACUUGCGCUCCGUUGACUGGUCUUCCUUGGCUGUCUGACCUUGCGCUGUCAAGAAAAGUCAGAAUAUUGGUCUUCAAUCGAUUGGCUGCUGGUUUCAUCGUUUGAUUCAGGUCUAGUGUGACCCAAGUUAAUUGCCUUCUGUAGAAACGGGACAAAAAGGCUACAAAACAUUUCCAUACACAUAACAGCUGUUAGAUACUGCUACCUGACACAUAGCUAGAGGUAGAGUUGAACUGGCUGUGGUAGCUACUAAAAAAUGAUUAGAUCUCUGAGAAAUUAAGCUAAUUGAUUGCACCCAAAUUGGCCAUUUUAAUUUAUAGCACCUAACAUCCGAUUUGGACAGAUUUUUCUAACAAUGAGUUAGGAAUCCCAAUAAAUUGUCAAAAGCCACCCACAGACACCCCAUGCCAAUCCCACCCUAACAACGAGUAUGUAGUAUCAGUUCUCUAUGUCUGACAAGUAGUAUGGAGAUGCAGCUCAAAGUAUUGUUUGUUCACCCUAUGUAAUGUAUUCUCAGUGAAUUUGGUGAUGUUUUUUUUUUCCUGUUCAGAGAAAUUAGUCAUUGGAGAUGUUAGGUUUGUGUCACACCCUACAUCCUGAUAUUACCAGGUUCUGACCACUAGAUGGUGCUGUGCCCUCUAUUAGGUGAAAAACCCAUGCUUUGGUUUUGUUGGCCACUGUUUCAAAUGCUAAUCGAUUAGCAUUUCUUUCACAAAUCCUAUCCAAGUCAAUUGUACAUAUAUUACAAUUUUCAUGCUUCAUAUCCAAAUCAUCAUAAAGUAUUAAAAAUGUAUUGUGUAACUCAAUUAUGUCACAUAUAGAUGAUUUGGAUAUGAAGCGCGAAAAUGAUAACAUACAGUAAGUACCAAAUCAAAUCAAAUGUUAUUUGUCACAAUCACGUGUUUAACAGAUGUUAUUGCGGGUAUAGCGAAAUGCUUGUAAUUCUAGCUCCAACAGUGCAGUAAUAUCUAACAAUUUCACAACAUAUACCCAAUACACACACAUCUAGUAAGGAAUGGAAUUUAAGAAUAUAUACAUAUAUGGACAAGCAAUGACAGAGCGACAUGGACUAAGAUACAGUAGAAUAUUAUAGAAUAGAAUACAGUAUAUACAUAUGAGAUGAGUAGUGCAAGAUAUGUAAACAUUAUUAAAGUGACUAGUGUUCCAUUUCUUAAAGUGGUCAGUGAUUUCAAUAGGCAGCAGCAGCCUCUAAUGUGCUAGUGAUGGCUAUUUAACAGUCUGAUGGCCUUGAGAUAGAAUCAGUUUUUCAUUCUCUCUGUCCCAGCUUUGAUGCACCUGUACUGACCUCGCCUUCUGGAUGAUAGCGGGAUGAACAGGCAGUGGCUCAGGUGGUUGAUGUCCUUGAUGAUCUUUUUGGCCUUCCUGUGACAUCGGGUGCUGUAUGUGUCUUGGAGGGCAGGUAGUUUGCCCCCGGUAAUGCGUUCGGCAGACCGCACCACCCUCCGGAGAGCCCUGCGGUUGCGGGCGGUGCAAUUGCCGUACCAGGCGGUGAUACAGCCCGACAGGAUGCUCUCAAUUGUGCAUCUGUAAAAGUUUGUGAGGGUUUUAGGUGCCAAGCCAAAUUUCUUCAGCCUCCUGUGGUUGAAGAGGCUCUGUUGCGCCUUCUUCACCACACUGUCUGCGUGGGUGGACCAUUUCAGUUUGUCAGUGAUGUGUAUGCCAAGGAACUUGAAGCUUUCCACCGUCUCCAAUGCGGUCCCGUCGAUGUGGAUGGGGGGUGCACCCUCUGCUGUUUCCUGAAGUCCACGAUCAUCUCCUUUGUUUUGUUGACGUUGAGUGAGAAGUUAUUUUCCUGGCACCACACUCCCAGAGCCCUCACCUCCUCCCUGUACGUGGUCAUUCACUUGCAUUGGAUUUGUGCCACAUAAGGAAACUAAUAUGUCAUUUUGUAAUUUGGGUGAGCUAUCCCUAAUAUCAGGAUGUAGGAUGGGACAUAAACCUAACAACUUCAAUGACUAAUUUCUCUGAACAGAGGAAAAAAACAUCCCCCAAUUCACUGAGAAUACAUUACAUAGGAUGAAGAAACAAUACUCCGAGCCGCAGCUCCAUACUACUUGUCAGACAUAGAGAACUAAUACUACACUGAACAAAAAUAUAAACGCAACAUGUAAAGUCUUGGUUCCACGUUUCAUGAGAUGAAAUAAAAGAUUCCAGAAAUGUUCUAUAUGCACAAAAAGCUUAUUUCUCUCAAAUGUUGUGCACAAAUUUGUUUACAUCCCUGUUAAUGAGCAUUUCCCCUUUGCCAAGAUAAUCCAUCCACCUGACAGGUGUGACAUAUCAAGAAGCUAAUUAAACAGCAUGAUCAUUACAUAGGUGCACCUUGUGCAGUUUUGUCACACAACACAAUGCCACAGAUGUCUCAAGGUUUGAGGGAGCACACAAUUGGCAUGCUGACUGCAGGAAUGUCCACCAGAGCUGUUGUCAGAGAAUUUAAGCGACCUCCAACUUCGUUUUAGAGAAUUUGUCAGUACGGCCAACCGGCCUCACAACCGCAGACCACGUGUAUGGCAUCGUGUGGGCGAGCGGUUUGCUGAUGUCAAAGUUGUGAACAGAGUUCCUCCUUGGUGGCGGUGGGGUUAUGUUAUGGGCAGCCAUAAGCUACAGACAACGAACACAAUUGCAUUUUAUCGAUGGCAAUUUCAAUGCACAGAGAUACUGUGACGAGAUCCUGAGGCCCAUUGUCGUGCCAUUCAUCUGCUGCCAUCACCUCAUGUUUCAGCAUGAUAAUGCACAGCCCCAUGUCGCAAGGAUCUGUACACAAUUCCUGGAAGCUGAAAAUGUCCCAGUUCUUCCAUGGCCUGGAUACUCAUCAGACGUGUCACCCAUUGAGCAUGUUUGGGAUGCUCUGGAUCGGCGUGUACGACAGCAUGUUCAAGUUCCUGCCAAUAUCCAGCAACUUCACACAGCCAUUGAAGAGGAGUGGGACAACAUUCCACAGGACACAAUCAACAGCCUGAUCAACUCUAUGCGACGGAAAUGUGUCGCACUGCAUGAGGCAAAUGGUGGUCACACCAGAUACUGACUGGUUUUCCCAGUCAUGUGAAAUCCAUUGAUUAGGGCCUAGUGAAUUUAUUUCAGUUGACUGAUUUCCUUACAGUAGCAGUCAAAAGUUUGGACACACCUACUCAUUCCAGGGUUUUUCUUUAUUUUUUACUAUUUUCUACAUUGUAGAAUAAUAGUGAAGACAUCACAACUAUUAAAUAACACUUAUGGAAUCAUGUAGUAACCAAGAAAGUGUUUAAACAAAUCAAAAUAUAUUUUAUAUUUGAGAUUCUUCAAAGUAGCCACCCUUUGCCUUGAUGACAGCUUUGCACACUCUUGGCAUUCUCUCAACCAGCUUCAUGAGGUAGUCACCUGGAAUGCAUUUCAAUUAACAGGUGUGCCUUGUUAAAAGUUAAUUUGUGGAAUUUCUUUCCUCCUUAAUGCGUUUGAGCCAAUCAGUUGUGUUGUUACAAGGUAGGGGUGGUAUACAGAAGAUAGCCUUAUUUGGUAAAAGGCCAAGUCCAUAUUAUGGCAAGAACAGCUCAAAUAAGCAAAGACAAACGACAGGCCAUCAGUACUUUAAGACAUGAUGGUCAGUCAGUCCGGAAAUGUUCAAGAACUUUGAAAGUUUCUUCAAGUGCAGUCGCAAAAACCAUCAAGCGCUAUGAUGAAACUGGCUCUCAUGAGGACCGCCACAGGAAAGGAAGACCCAGAGUUACCUCUGCUGCAGAGGAUAAGUUCAUUAGAGUUACCAGCCUCAGCAAUUGCAGCCCAAAUAAAUGCUUCACAGAGUUCAGGUAACAGACACAUCUCAACAUCAACUGUUCAGAGGAGACUGAGUAAAUCAGUGCCUUCAUGAUCGAAUUGCUGCAAAGAAACCACUACUAAAGGACACCAAUAAUAAGAAGAGACUUGCUUGGGCCAAGAAAUGAGUCCAGAUUUGCUCUUUUUGGUUCCAACCGCCUUGUCUUUGUGAGAUGCAGAGUAGGUGAACGGAUGAUCUCCGCAUGUUUGGUUCCCACCAUGAAGCAUGGAGGAGGCACGACGCCAGGACAGCGGAGUCACUGACCACCUUCCGGAGACACUUGAAACACUACCUCUUCCAUGAAUACCUGGAAUAGUAUAACAGUAAUCCUUCCACCUCCCCACAAAAAAAGGGUGGUUGUCCCACUGGCUAUCCUAAAUUGAAUGCACCAAUUUGUAAGUCGCUCUGGUUAAGAGCGUCUGCUAAAUGACUUAAAUGUUAAAUGUGUUGGGGUGCUUUGCUGGUGACACUGUCUGGCACACUUAACCAGCAUGGCUACCACAGCAUUCUGCAGCGAUACGCGAUCCCAUCUGGUUUGCGCUUAGUGGGACUAUCAUUUGUUUUUCAACAGGACAAUGACUCAACACACCUCCAGGCUGUGUAUGGACUAUUUGACCAAGAAGGAGAGUGAUGGAGUGCUGCAUCAGAUGACCUGGCCUCCACAAUCCCCUGACCUCAACCCAAUUGAGAUGGUUUGGGAUGAGUUGGACCGCAGAGUGAAGGAAAAGCAGCCAAUAAGUGCUCAGCAUAUGUGGGAACUCCUUCAAUACUGUUGGAAGAGCAUUCCAGGUGAAGCUGGUUGAGAGAAUGCCAAGAGUGUGCAAAGCUGUCAUCAAGGCAAAGGGUGGCUAUUUGAAGAAUUUCAAAUAUAAAAUAUAUUUUGAUUUGUUUGAUACUUUUUUGUUACUACAUGAUUCCAUAUGUGUUAUUUCAUAGUUUUGAUGUCUUCACUAUUAUUCUACAAUGUAGAAAAUAGUAAAAAAUAAAUUAAAACCCUUGAAUGAGUAGAAGUGUCCAAAAGUUUGACUGGUGCUGUAUAUGAACUGUAUGUAACUCAGUGAAAUCUUUAAAAUUGUAACAUGUUGUGUUUAUAUUUUUGAACAUUUGUUUGGAUUCCUCAUGUCUUACUCAUUGUUAGAAAAAAGUUUGGCCCAAAUCGAUGAUAGGUAUAUUUAUUGAAUGUUAUAUGAAUCGUAUUAAAAUGGCCAAUUAUAUUUUAUAUUAUAUUUCAACAAAAGAACGUUGGAGAAAUGCUAAUCUUAUCUGUUUCUAACUACAGAACUGAUUUCAGAACAAUCUGAAAUGCUGGGUGUCAUGGCUUGCUGAAAUGACAUGGAACUACCCAGAUGCGAAACAGGCCUCGCUAAGACAUAGUGCUUUCCUAUUAGUGUAAAUGAACUGUAUGUAACUCAGUAAAAUCUUUAAAAUUGUAACAUGUUGUGUUUAUAUUUUUGAUCAUUUGUUUGGAUUCCUCAUGUCUUACUCAUUGUUAGAAAAAGGUUUGGCCCAAAUCAAUGAUAUGUAUAUUUAUUGAAUGUUAUAUGAAUCGUAUUAAAAUGGCCAAUUAUAUUUUAUAUUAUAUUUCAACAAAAGAACGUUGCAGAAAUGCAAAUCUUAUCUGUUUCUAACUACAGAAAUGAUUUCAGAACAAUCUGAAAUGCUGGGUGUCAUGGCUUGCUGAAAUGACAUGGAACUACCCAGAUGCGAAACAGGCCUCGCUAAGACAUAGUGCUUUCCUAUUAGUGUUUUGGCUUAAAAGUGAACACAGCCUUUCAGGAUGUAAAUAGGGAAAGGUUUGGAUUUGGAUGGAAAAAGUGAUUAAUGAGAUUAAGUUUAGCCAAUCUGCACUUUACUUUAUAUUCAACCCUUCCUGUCACCUUCAGUAAGGACAUCUCUGGACAGCACUCCAUGGUUUUUCAUAAAAUUACAAAUCCUACUUUGCCAUUUUCAUUUAGAUAUAAUUAGCAUAAUCAAUCUAAAUUAUUUGGAUCAAAUUCAGAUUGGGAUCAAAACUGUCCUGAGUUUAUAGAUGUCUACUAUUUUAUCCAUAUACUAUAUUAUCCAUAUUAUCCACCUGAGAACAUAAUGUACAGCAAUAAAGUCCCAAAUUACUAACUGUAGUCCAGUCUGCCAAUGCACAAGGCUGAUUAAUUUCAGUAGAGAUAAUCCCUAAAUCGCCGCUUUCACCAUGAAUUGGGAAAUACUAAUACUGCAUAAUAAAACAGAUGGAACGAUUCCAAGAAAGUCCACAAGUGACAAAGCAAAAGUUUUUCCCACCCUUGUACUUUUCCUCCAUUUCACUAUCAUAGAGCAAACAUUUGUUAAUGUGCCUGUUUUCCACUUUUCCAACUGAUAGAUUAUAGUCUAUUACACUGAUUUACAGUGGGGAGAACAAGUAUUUGAUACACUGCCGAUUUUGCAGGUUUUCCUACUUACAAAGCAUGUAGAGGUCUGUAAUUUUUAUCAUAGGUACACUUCAACUGUGAGAGACGGAAUCUAAAACAAAAAUCCAGAAAAUCACAUUGUAAUUAAUUUGCAUUUUAUUGCAUGACAUAAGUAUUUGAUACAUCAGAAAAGCAGAACUUAAUAUUUGGUACAGAAACCUUUGUUUGCAAUUACAGAGAUCAUACGUUUCCUGUAGGUCUUGACCAGGUUUGCACACACUGCAGCAGGGAUUUUGGCCCACUCCUCCAUACAGACCUUCUCCAGAUCCUUCAGGUUUCGGGGAUGUCGCUGGGCAAUACGGACUUUCAGCUCCCUCCCAAAGCUGUUCUAUUGGGUUCAGGUCUGGAGACUGGCUAGGCCACUCCAGGACCUUGAGAUGCCUCUUACGGAGCCACUCCUUAGUUGCCCUGGCUGUGUGUUUCGGGUCGUUGUCAUGCUGGAAGACCCAGCCACGACCCAUCUUCAAUGCUCUUACUGAGGGAAGGAGGUUGUUGGCCAAGAUCUCGCGAUACAUGGCCGCAUCCAUCCGCCCCUCAAUACGGUGCAGUCGUCCUGUCCCCUUUGCAGAAAAGCAUCCCCAAAGAAUGAUGUUUCCACCUCCAUGCUUCACAGUUGGGAUGGUGUUCUUGGGGUUGUACUCAUCCUUCUUCUUCCUCCAAACACGGCGAGUGGAGUUUAGACCAAAAAGCUCUAUUUUUGUCUCAUCAGACCACAUGACCUUCUCCCAUUCCAUCCAGAUGGUCAUUGGCAAACUUCAGACGGGCCUGGACAUGCGCUGGCUUGAGCAGGGGGACCUUGCGUGCGCUGCAGGAUUUUAAUCCAUGACGGCGUAGUGUGUUACUAAUGGUUUUCUUUGAGACUGUGGUCCCAGCUCUCUUCAGGUCAUUGACCAGGUCCUGCCAUUUAGUUCUGGGCUGAUCCCUCACCUUCCUCAUGAUCAUUGAUGGCCCACGAGGUGAGAUCUUGCAUGGAACACCAGACCGAGGGUGAUUGACUGUCAUCUUGAACUUCUUCCAUUUUCUAAUAAUUGCGCCAACAGUUGUUGCCUUCUCACCAAGCUGCUUGCCUAUUGUCCUGUAGCCCAUCCCAGCCUUGUGCAGGUCUACAAUUUUAUCCCUGAUGUCCUUACACAGCUCUCUGGUCUUGGCCAUUGUGGAGAGGUUGGAGUCUGUUUGAUUGAGUGUGUGGACAGGUGUCUUUUAUACAGGUAAAGAGUUCAAACAGGUGCAGUUAAUACAGGUAAUGAGUGGAGAACAGGAGGGCUUCUUAAAGAAAAACUAACAGGUCUGUGAGAGCCGGAAUUCUUACUGGUUGGUAGGUGAUCAAAUACUUAUGUCAUGCAAUAAAAUACAAAUUAAUGACUUAAAAAUCAUACAAUGUGAUUUUCUGGAUUUUUGUUUUAGAUUAUGUCUCUCACAGUUGAAGUGUACCUAUGAUAAAAAUUACAGACCUCUACAUACUUUGUAAGUAGGAAAACCUGCAAAAUCGGCAGUGUAUCAAAUACUUGUUCUCCCCACUGUAUAUCAAACCAAACAUCUCAUCUUGUUUCAGCUCCAUUUCCUAGUAGUCUAUUGUGUUAUCAAUAUAUUUACUCCCCAUAGAGCAGGACACAAAGGGGAUUUGUGUUAACUAGUUUAUUGAUUUGGAGUUGAGGCAUUGCUUGUAAUUCUGCUUACCAGGCAUGUUCACAAGACUCUUCCCCAGCCACUCUUAAUCUGGUAUUGUGUCACUACAGGUCCCAUUACCUUCAGUUUCACCACAUGCUUUUCACAUCAUAUUUUAUAAAGCGUGAACUGUGAAUACGUUUGUCCUGAAUACAUUUAGUUGUGUGUGUGCGCGCGUGCGUGUGUGUGUGUGCGCGCGUAUAUCUGUGUGCGCGCGUAUAUCUGUGUGCACACUUGAGUGUGAGAGUGUUUAUGGAAUUUCUCAAAUGAAUUCUUUCCUCUUAUGACAUUAUACUGAUACAAAUGUAACGUCUCCCAUCCUCCCACCAGGUACAGAGGAAGCUGGGGACAGGUAAUCCUGCUGGACAGGAUCGAGGCACCGGCGUGGAUUGUGCAGCGCUCACGUGUAUGGUGCAGCUGGCUCAGAUCAUCGUAGGGGCGGGACUGGGGGCAUUGGUCAACAUGGCAGGAAGUGUGAUUGUGGUGGUCCUCUCCGCAUCAACAAUGUCUCUACUUGGCUGUCUGUUCAUCGCCCUCUUCAUUAGAUACGUGGAAUAA